This is a messenger RNA of Coregonus sp. 'balchen', 62077 nucleotides long. The record is from the annotation of a GenBank genome assembly. NCBI's taxonomy places the organism in Eukaryota, Metazoa, Chordata, Actinopteri, Salmoniformes, Salmonidae.
AUGAAAGCCUUUGACUGGAAUCACUGCCAGCCCAGGAAGCAGGUAUGAUGUGUGUGUGUGGGCAGUCGCCCAGCAACCCCUGUCUUGGCUAGCUUAUAUAAGCAUGUAUUUCCCUCCAGUGGUUCUGUUCAGGCAGUGUUAAAUCAGUAUUGUGCUGUCUGGCCUGUGUUGCACAUGCUGACACACCGGGGGCUGCUUCUAAUGGCACCCUUUUCCCUACAUCGUGCACUACUUUUGACCAGAGACCAAGCAGGGCACCGUAUAGGGAGUAGGGUCCAUUUAGGAUGCAGUCUGGGGCUUGUAUUUGUCCAAUAGGUCAAUAGCUGUGUUUGGUCUUUCGUGUCCAGGCUUGUUGACUGCUGGCUGCUGCCUCUGAUCUGAUGCAUGACAUCAAGGCUUGCUGUAAAUCUUUAGCCAUAUUCUUCUGCUAUCUUCUUCCGCAGCCUUCUUCUACUCCCACCAGAUACCUGGAUGGAACUCAUGUGGAGCUAUCUUUCCAUUGGGCUUAUCCAUUGGGGUUAUCAAUUAAGCCAUAGUAAAUGUGACUCAGACUUGGCCAAGACGUCUUUAAAGUGCAAUAGAGACAGACCAGUGAGCCGGUUUGGCAUGAAUAACUCAACAGUCUGAAUGUGACCACACUUUAUCCAUGGCAUCGAAUGCAUUCUUAGGGGCAAAUGUAUAGUGUUUGCCAAAUAGUAGCAUGCCAGUGUAGAUGCAAAGAAAUGCAGGAAAAGCUUAAGUGUGCUUAGUAUUCCUGAUCUGCUGGUAAAUGGUCUGGCCAGUAGCUAUAAAAUGUUUUGCUGUUAAGUUGCAAUGUGCUGCUCCAAAAGGGCCUAGAUCCAAAAAUAGACUGACCCGUGCAAGUAAAAGGUAGCUUGACCUAGAAUGAAAAACCUCUCCAGACAACACAGGCUAAAUUUCGGACUGUCAAUUGGGAACAUAAAACCAGAGUUUGAAAGCAUCUGCAUCCGGCCCACGAUAUACAACACAAAGUCGGCUUCAUUUAUUGGCUUGCCUUUUUCCUGCCGUUACCAAGCAACUCAUUGUAGUAGAUUUUACUAUCUCUAUUCUGUCUGUCCUCUUUAACAUGAGGCCCCCAGCCACUAGGCUAUCCAGGGUAGUGUUAUAGGCUAGCCAGAGUGUGAUGGUAAUGUUCUAUCUGUGCUGUUUGUGCUACUGUCUGGAUAUUUGACUGUAUAUAACAAGUGGAUAGCUAGUGGGUAGGAGUGGUAGAGAAGACACAGAGAAAGAGGCACAGCUCAAGAGUCUGGAGUAUAUGGACAAUGUUUUAUCGGAGGUCAUGGUUCAAGAGAUUUCCAUGAAGCAAUAGGCUAUCACUUUCAUUUUCACUUCUUCGUGUGAGAUUUUGCUAUGUUUUUUACUGUUUUUUAAUGGAUUUCUACUGUUAAUAACAAAGCUGCAGUAUAUAUUGAAGAUACUGUAUUUUUGUCUGACAUUUCUUCAAUGGAGUUUACAAGCGUCCUGAAUUCUGCUGUCUUGGCUGACGUGACAGUGAUUGUCAUUCUGUGAACCUUUUGAACAAUGGCUGACUCAAAGUCUAGAAGGAGCAAAAGGGAGCUUCAAUCCUCUCUCAUAUCUAACAGUGAGAUUGUUGCAUUCAAAGUAUGACCCUGUUGUAGCCAGUCAUCAUUACCAUUUGAAUUACAUUAAUUGUUUCUGGGAUGGAAUAUUAAUCAAAAUUUGGUUCCACCUCUUGUCGAAGCAAUUGAGUCUGUAUUGGGGUUGACUUGAUGAUACCUCUCUCUGUCUCUCUGUUUGCAGCAAAAGCUGAAAGAGGAGCGUGAGGCUAAGAGAGCUCAGCUGGAUGGCAGACAUGACUACGUCCUCAGCAUCGUGGCUUCCUGCCUGGGCCUGGAGAAGGCUGACGUGGAGGACGCCAUUCUGGAGGGAACUCAGGUAGGGCAUAACACUUCACCACUGCUCCACCUCCAUCAAUCCCCUGUAGUGUGGUCCCUUGUGACAGACUGUUGAGUAGCUGGCCACUGCUUGCGGAUGCAACAUUUGGUUCUUCGUUUCAAGAUUACCUGUAUGGUAAUAACUUGUGCAAAAGCGAUUGAAUCAAGUAAAGGUAAAUGAAUUGUGGAAACGGUGAUUGUGAUGAACGUGUCUCCCAUAGAUUGAGCGCAUGGAGCAGUUCUUUGUGGCUGAGGGACUUCCUCAUAUCAUGUUCUACUAUCAGGAUGUGGAGCCAGCUGAAGCAGGUGAGAUGAUUGGCCAUGCAGGGAAGUAAUAGGGGAAUAUAAUAAUAGAGUAAUAACACAGUUAAUAGUAGAGUUAGAGCUUAAAGACAAAGAGGUUGAAUCUCGCUAACAGAGAGGAUAACUCCAGAUAGAGUAAUGUCUCUUACACUUCUUCCUGUCAUAAAGAUGAUAUAGUGGGUAACUGCUUCGUUUGUCUCCCUAGCAGCAGCAUCAGCAGCAGCAGCUGCCUUGGCCCCCAACUGGAGGAAGAAGGCCAAGGUGUUUGUCACCGAGGGCAAAGAUGUGGCUCUGACUGGUGUCUGUGUGUUCUUCACAAGAGCCAACCCCUCCAAGGCCAUCACCUCUGAGAAUGUGCACAGGGUAAGUCUCCACCUUACUAUCCAACACAAGGCUCUCCAACCCUGUUCCUGGAGAGCUACCGUCCUGUAGGUUUUCACUCCAACCCUAAUCUAGCACACCUGAUUCUAAUAAUUAGCUGGUUGAUAAGCUGAAUCAGGUUAGUUACAACUGGGGUUUGAUUGAAAACCUACAGGAGGGUAACUCUCCAGGAACUGGGUUGGAGAGCCCUGAUCCAACACAUAGUCGGCAUUAUACGUUUUGUCAAUAUUUAUAUGUCUAAAGGCUUAAACAAUUUUCGUAUAACAAUGCUCUUAUCAUUCAUAACGCUAUUUAUCCUUGCAUUCAGGCAAACUGCUUAAAGCACACAACAUGAAUAACAGUAUGACGCGUCAGCCCAAUCUUUGCUUCUAAAAUGGUGUCAAUGUGUCCUGAGUGGCGCAGUGGUCUAAGGCACUGCAUCGCAGUGCUAACUGUGCCACUAGAGAUCCUGGUUCGAAUCCAGGCUCUGUCGCAGCCGGCCGCGACCGGGAGACUCACGGGCGGCGCACAAUUCGUCCAGGGUAGGGGAAGGAAUGGCCGGCAGGGAUGUAGCUCAGUUGAUAGAGCAUGGCGUUUGCAACGCCAGGGUUGUGGGUUCGAUUCCCACGGGGGGCCAGUAUAAGAGCGUCUGCUAAAUGACAAAAAAUGUAAAAAUCAAAAAAUCCCCUGGCCUACUGUGUGGUCAUGUCUAUCUAAAAAUAUCUGGCCCUGGUAGGAGGUGAAUUUCAACAUGCUGGACACCACAGAGGUAGGCAUGCUUAAAAGUGUGGAGCAGCUGCUGUCAGAGAUCUUCAUACCCACCCUGAAGAAGAUGAACCACGGCUGGGGAGAGCUGGCCAGUCCACAGGCCCAGUCAGUUAAACAGGACUUCAUCAGCUCACUGGACAGUUUUGUGUCUGUGCUGGCCGGGGCGCAGGAGAGCCUGCAGGAGAAGGGAGGUGAAAUGUGCACGCUCAGCCAAUCUGGUUUCAAAUACUAUUUCAAUUAUCUCAAUUAUUUUCACAUGCAUUUCAAAGUAAUUAUUCAGAUAUGUUUUAUUUGAAAAGACCAGUAGUUGAAUAUUGGAAUGUAUUUGAAAAUACUCAAAUACACUGACUCAAAUACACACCCAUGUAUUUAACCCAGGUAUUUGAAAAUGUCACGAUCGUCGGGGAGAGAGGAGGACCAAGGCGCAGCGUUGAAUGCGAACAUAUUUAUUUAUAUAAUGAUCACACGAACAAAACAACAAAACGAAAACGUGACGUCCCUGGUUACAUACACAAACCAACACGGAACAAGAAACCACAAUGAAUGAAUGCCUAACGGCUACCUAAGUAUGACUCCCAAUCAGAGACAACGAGCUACAGCCGUCUCUGAUUGGGAGCCACCCUGGCCAACAUAGAUAUGCAACAACUAGAACCAACACACAUGAAAACUCACACCCUGGCUCAACAUACUAGAGUCCCCAGAGCCAGGGCGUGACAGUACCCCCCCCUAAAGGCGCGGACUCCGACCGCGCCAACCAAAUACCACAGGGGAGGGACCGGGUGGGCACUCUGCCUUGGCGGCGGAUCCGGCUCCGGGCAUGAUCCCCACUCGCUCUCUAACCCCCCAAAGUACCCCUGGUCCGGUCUGGCCCUGCUGACCGGAGCUGGACUGCACACUGGUGGAGCGGAUUGCUCUAGCUCCGGCGUGAAGCAGCUGACCCGUGCUGAACCAGGCACCAGUGGAACAGGCACGGGCUGUGCCGGACUGUCGACGCACACCACUGGCUUGGUGUGGGGAGCAGGAACGGCCCGAGCCGGGCUGACGAAACGCACCCCUGACUUGGUGCGGGGAGCAGGAACGGGCUGAACCGGGCUGACGAAACGCACCACUGACUUGGUGCGGGGAGCAGGAACGGGCCGAGCCGGGCUGACGAAGCGCACCACUGACUUGGUGCGGGGAGCAGGAACGGGCCGAGCCGGGCUGACGAAGCGCACCACUGAUUUGGUGCGGGGAGCAGGAACGGGCCGAGCCGGGCUGACGAAGCGCACCACUGACUUGGUGCGGGGAGCAGGAACGGGCCGAGCCGGGCUGACGAAGCGCACCACUGACUUGGUGCGGGGAGCAGGAACGGGCCGAGCCGGGCUGACGACGCGCACCAUUGGCCUGGUGCGGGGAGCAGGAACAGGCCGGACCGUACUGGGGACACACACCACUGGUCCUACGCAGGGAUCUGGAAUGGGCCGGACCGGACUGGUAACACACCCCAGUACCUCUCGCCGUGCCUCUACACCUUCCAUCCCCUCUUCGACCAGUGGCCCCCGUAACCUGGCGGCCUCCUCUGCCAACCCGCUGGGCCGCUCUGCCGCGGUCUCCUGCUGGCCCGUCGUCCACGGCGUUAGCCCCCCCCUAAAAAAUUUCUGGGCGUCUCUCCUACCCGUGGACCAGGUCUCCAUGUCCCUCGCCAGCCUUUCGCCCUUCUGCUUCCAUGUCAAGCCCUUCUCUUCCUCACCCGGCUUGACCCAGUCGAGGAGGCGAAGGAGAUCUGCUAGAGAUCUCCCUGGCGAUGGCUCCUGGACACGCUGCUUGGUCCAGUCUUGGUGGUUUCUUCUGUCACGAUCGUCGGGGAGAGAGGAGGACCAAGGCGCAGCGUUGAAUGCGAACAUAUUUAUUUAUAUAAUGAUCACACGAACAAAACAACAAAACGAAAACGUGACGUCCCUGGUUACAUACACAAACCAAUACGGAACAAGAAACCACACUGAAUGAAUGCCUAACGGCUACCUAAGUAUGACUCCCAAUCAGAGACAACGAGCUAUAGCCGUCUCUGAUUGGGAGCCACCCUGGCCAACAUAGAUAUGCAACAACUAGAACCAACACACAUGAAAACUCACACCCUGGCUCAACAUACUAGAGUCCCCAGAGCCAGGGCGUGACAGAAAAUAGUAUUUCAAAUAAGUAUUUAAAAAUACUUUGAAAUAGUAGGCUUUUUAUAGAAAACUAUUUGAAAGUACUUUAAAAUAAUUCCAAUAGAUGUAGUUUAUUCAGGCCACAUUAUUUGAAAAUACUUAAAUACACAGAAAAUAAGUAUUUAAAUAAUAAUCAAAUCCACACACACGCGCACACACGCACACACACACACACACACACAUGCUUAUCAAAACAAACAAAUGUCAAUUUGCAAUUACGAAUAUACAAUUGACAUCAUUAAUCGUUUCAUUUAGGUCAACCUAAAAGAGUGUGACGUAUUUGACCUGAAGACACUGAAAGGCCCGUCUGACUACAUUGCUGUAGCUAACAGCACAGAGGCAACAGAGAAGAUAGAGGCCUGUAUGAAAGUGUGGCUCAAACAGAUUGAACAGGUAAGAUAGAUUGAACCUCAAUAGCAUCAUGGAUACCUUUCCCCUCCAUGGACCUGUGUUAUUGUGGGUGGGGGUGUGUUCAAUAAAGUCAAUACAAUAAAACUGUAUUUAUCCCCUCAGGGGCAAUUAAGAAAGGCAACUCAGGAUUUACAUCAAGAUCCACCACAUCUAAUACAGUUUACAGAUAUUGCAUUCCCCAAUCAGCAGUGAUUGUGUUGUAUCCAGGUGCUGGCUGAGAGUGACCAGCUGAGGAAGGAGGCAGAUGACCUGGGGCCGCGGGCCGAGCUGGACCACUGGAAGAAACGCAUGUCCCGCUUCAACUACCUCCUGGACCAGCUCAAGAGCCCCGACGUCAAGGCUGUCCUGGGCGUGCUCAUGAUGGCCAAGUCCAAACUCAUCAAGGUGAGCAAGCUGUUACACCAUGUCCUUCGUAACACAGGAGUAGAUGUUAAAGGCCUGCUAAUAAAAUGUUAAAAUCUCAAUUUCGAUUUUCGACUUGAGACUCGUUCGUGGGAGCCAGUCACAUUUAGAAAUAUAAAACUUCUCUAUGCUUACUGUACAUGGCUCUCAUAUCUGAAUUCAGCUGGUGUUUUCUGUAUGAAUGUAGCAGAAUAGGUACAGUGUAUGUUUGAUGACUGUAUCUGUCCCCCCAGUCCUGGCGAGAGCUGGACACCAGGAUCACUGACUCAGCCAAUGAGGCCAAGGACAAUGUGAAGUACCUCUACACUCUGGAGAAGUUCUGUGACCCGCUAUACAACAGUGACCCUGUGAGAGACUAAUAUUGUAUACAGUUUUCAGUAUGACAACUCAUCUUCCUCUAAGACUUACUAACUACAGACUGACAUAGUUUGCCAGUUUCCCGGACACAGAUUAUUCCUAAUGCUGGACUAAGUAGCACUUUCAAUUAAAAACCUUUUAGUCCAGGACUAGACUUAAUCUGCGAAACUGGUCCACUAUGUAUAUCGAUCUUAAUGGAUUUGAAAACUCAUCAUUGUAUGAUUGUAUUGUAUGCUAAAUGAACGCAGGUGUCGAUGGUAGAGGCCAUUCCAGGCCUGAUCAACGCCAUCCGGAUGAUCCACAGUAUCUCCCGCUACUACAACACCUCAGAGAAGAUCACCUCCCUGUUUGUCAAGGUCAUUAUUGCCAAGAUACUGUAUGUAACAACCAAGAAGAAUAGGUGACUGUAAAUCUCGCUCCAAAUUAAAAGCUGCCGAAUGUAUUACAUUUAAUCAUUAGAAGUGUAUUAAAAUCAAUCUUGUCAAUUCUUCUUUGAUGUUCUUGGUGCAUUUGGCCGCACCACCUGGUCUCAUGUUAUCUGAAGUGCUGUCUACAGUACUUCCCUCCAAACCCCUUUAACCAGUCAUCCCAUCGAGGUUACUUAUUAGAGAGGCACCUGAAAUGUAUCCUUUUUUCUUCUGUAUCUCCAUGUCUUAGGUUACCAACCAGAUGAUUACAGCAUGUAAGGCUUACAUCACCAACAACGGUUCUGCAUCCAUAUGGGACCAGCCUCAGGGUGUUGUAGCUGAGAAACUCAAAGCUGCUAUCCACCUAAACCAGGUACUGCUUUCAUAUGCCAAGUUAUUGUUCAACACACUUUAACCAUAUCAUUUAAAAUAGUGUGCUAAAUCAAGGCACAAAUAAAUGUGCUUUUUGAAAGUACAGUUCCUUAAAAGCUUUAAUCUAUAAAAUAUUAUAAACUGGGUGGUUUGAGCCCUGAAUGCUGAUUGGCUGAAAGCCGUGGUAUAUCACACCGUAUACCACGAGUAUGACAAAACAUUUAUUUUUACGGCUCUAAUUACGUCGGUAACCAGUUUAUAAUAGCAAUAAGGCACCUCAGGGGUUUGGUAUAUUGCCAACAUACCACGGCUAAGGGCUAUAUCCAGGCACUCCACGUUGCGUCGUGCAUAAGAACAGCCCUUAGCCGUAGUAUAUUGGCCAUAUACCACACCCCCUCGGGCCUUAUUGCUUAAAUAUAUUAUCAAUACACUAGAGAUAAUAUAUACCACAACAUCCUUUACGUACACUACAUGACCAAAAGUGUGUGGACACCUGCUCUUCAAAAUUCUCAUUCCAAAAUCAUGGGCAUUAAUAUGGAGUUGGUCCCCCCUUUGCUGCUAUAACAGCCUCCACUCUUCUGGGAAGGCUUUCCACUAGAUGUUGGAACAUUGAUGCAGGGACUUGCUUCCAUUCAGCCACAAGAGCGUUAGUGAGGUCGGGCACUGAUGUAAGGCGAUUAGGCCUGGCUCGCAGUCUGUGUUCCAAUUCAUCCCAAAGGUGUUCGAUGGGGUUGAGGUCAGGGCUCUGUGCAAGCCAGUCAAGUUCUUCCACACCGAUCUCGACAAACCAUUUCUGUAUGGACCUCGCUUUGUGCAUGGGGGCAUUGUCAUGCUGAAACAGGAAAGGGCCUUCCCCAAACUGUUGCCACAAAGUUGGAAGCACAGAAUAGUCUAGAAUGUCAUUGUAUGCUGUAGCGUUAAGAUUUCCCUUCACUGGAACUAAGGGGCCUAGCCCGAACUAUGAAAAAACCCCAGACCAUUAUUUCUCCUCCACCAAACUUUACAGUUGGCACUAUGCAUUGGGGCAGGUAGCGUUCUCCUGGCACCUGCCAAACCCAGAUUUGUCCGUCGGACUGCCAGAUGGUGAAGCGUGAUUCAUCACUCCAGAGAACGCAUUUCCACUGCUCUAGAGUCCAAUGGCGGCGAGCUUUACACCACUCCAGCAGACGCUUGGCAUUGCGCAUGCAUUGCGCAUGCAUUGCGCAUGUUGAUCUUAGGCUUGUGUGUGGCUGCUCGGCCAUGGAAACCCAUUUCAUGAAGCACCCAACGAUCAGUUAUUGUGCUGACGUUGCUUCCAGAGGCAAUUUGGAACUCGGUAGUGAUUGUUGCAACCGAGGACAGACGAUUUUGAUGCACUACGCGCUUCAGCACUCGGCGGUCCCGUUCUGUGAGCUUGUGUGGCUUACCACUUCACGGCUGAGCCGUUGUUGCUCCUAGUGGUUUCCACUUCACAAUAGCAGCACUUACAGUUGACCGGUGGCAAUUCUAGCAGUGCAGAAAUGUUGCGAACUGACUUGUUGGAAAGGUGGCAUACUAUGAUGGUGCCACGUUGAAAGUCACUGAGCUCUUCAGUAAGGCCAUUCUACUGCCAGUGUUUGUCUAUGGAGAUUACAUGGCUGUGUGCUCGAUGUUAUACACCUGUCAGCAACGGGUGUGGCUGAAAUAGCCGAAUCCACUAAUUUGAAGGGGUGACCACAUACUUUUGUAUAUAUAGUGUACUUCUCACAAUAUUUUACAUUAUAACUUCCUUUCCAUGCUCCUCCAAUGACUUUUCAUCUGGAUCCCAUCUAUCUGAUUAUAGGAGUACCAGAAGUGCUUCCACAAGACCAAGGAGAAGCUGGAGCAGAGUCCCUCAGAGAGACAGUUUGAUUUCAGUGAGAUGUACAUCUUUGGGAAGUUUGAGACGUUCCAACGACGCCUCUACAAGAUCCUCAACAUGUUCAGCACCAUCACUACCUACUCAGCCCUACAGGACUCCAAGAUAGAAGGCCUGGAAACUAUGGCAACCACGUUUCAGGUACACGGUCGAGAGAUUAGAGUACUGUUUAGAUGUUACCGUUUUAGACAUGACCUUUUUAGACAUGACCUUUUUAGACAUUAACCUUUUUAGACAUUAACCUUUUUAGACAUUAGCCUUUUUAGACGUUACUUUUUUAGGCAUUACCUUUUUAGGCGUUACCUUUUUAGAUGUUACCCUUUUAGAUGUUAACCUUUAGUAUUUAUCCCUGCAAGUGUAGUAAUGUUAGAUCUGCUCUUUCUAUUGCUACCGCUGGACAGACUGCAGAAAUGCAGGGGAAAUGGGAGGUAACUUUUGCCACAUAAUUUUUUUGGUCCUUGUUUUUGUCCAUCAGUGCCUCAUCAUCAUCAUCAUCAACUCUACCAAGCAUAUAAUCAUACUAAAAUCCUAACUGUAAUGAUCGGGAGCCAUUUCAGAAAGCAAACAGACAUAUUUGUUACUUUAUAUUGAAUUUCACUGGUGUUUAUCUUAACAUUUACCUACACAUUUGUUUUGUCCUCAGUUUAUUUGAUUGCGUUGAACUUAGCAUUAGUUUUCGUUUUCGUGUGUCAGAUAAUUGAGCAGAAGCUGAUCCAUUACUAAGUCCUGAUGGCCUUUUGUGAAAGUUGACAGUUUGUUCACCAGAGUCAGGAUAUACAUAUUUUAUGGUAAGCUGCUCAUCGGAGCAAUUACUGCUAUUUUAUACGCUGCUGUUCAUCCCUGCUAUUGUAGAUGGAGGAUCUUUAAAUAGGGAUGGUGUCCAGCCAGAACCUGCAUGUCAUCAUCAUUCUACAUUCUCUAUUAUGUAGCCUCCUACUCUGGUUAAAAUGAAAUUAAACCCAACAGUUUCACAACAUUCAACUGAAACAUUGUUGACAGUCUGUUGACUUUGGUUGGAAUGAAUACAGACACAAGAAAUUAUCAAAAGCCUCAAGAGUUUUGGAAAGACUAGAAAAAUAACUUGUCGUCUUUUAUUUUCAGAGCAUUGUAAUGACUAUGAAGAAAAAGCACUACAGUUUCCUUGAUCAGAGAAGAACAGACUUUGAUCAGGACUAUGAUGAGUUUUGUAAAAAUACCACUGACUUGCAUGUAAGUUUACACUUUAUAACGACCUUACCGGUAAAUCAUAACACAGCACAUCUGAAUAAUCUCAUAAUUUACUUGCACAAUUGUUUGUUGUGUUCAUUUGCUUUCAGAAUCAGCUGAAGACCUUCAUGGAUAACACAUUCGAUAAGAUUCAAAACACAGAGAGGGCUUUGAAUGUACUGAAGAAAUUUGAAAGGUACCGUUAUUUCAGUCCACCUCUAUUUCAAACCAAACUUUAAUUCAUUUCAUUAAUUCUCAAUUUGAUAUCAAAAUAUCCCCUUACAUCACUAAGACUGGGCAUACCAGACCUGGGCAUCGAUGAGAAGUAUCAGCGGAUCCUACAGAACUAUGGAAGGGACAUAGAAAUGGUGUCCCGUAACUACACCAAGCAGAAGAUGGAGCCUCCCAUUGGCCGGGACCUGCCCCCGGUAGCCGGUAAGAUCCUGUGGGCCCGCCAGCUGUACCGGAGGAUCCAGGAACCCAUGGAUCUGUUUCAGGAAGACCCUGGGGUGCUGGCUACGCCCGAGGCCAAACGCAUCAUCAAGAACUACAACAGGGUGGCCAGGGUGCUGCUGGAGUUUGAGAUGCUUUACCACCAUGGAUGGAUGAAGCAGGUGAGAGAGUCCCUCCUGCUUAUCUUAUUCAUUGUGAUGUUAAAGGCAAAACUGAUUAUUAAUCAGCAUUCAUGCUCUGAGACGCUUGAUAUGGUCUCUGGUGUACUGGCUGGACCUAUACUCCAGUAGCAUAGCAGCGUUAACUGUUACUGUUAUUAAUGCUUAUCUGUACCUUAUCUAGAGCCUGGUCCCAGAUCUGUUUGUGCUGUCGUAGUUGGCAAGACUGAUAUGACUUUUGAUUUACUUCUUGAUUUCCGACAGACGUACUGUAGAUGACUCACAUCACUCAUACUCUCUCUCUCUCGCUCUCUCCGUCUCUCGCUCUUGCUCUCUCUCUCUCGCUUGCUCUCUCCCUCUCUCUCGGCUCUCUCUCUCUCUAUCACUCUCUCUCUCACUCUCUUGCUGUCUCUCCAUUUCUCUCUCUCUCUGUCUCUCUCUACAUCUCUCUCUCUCUCUCUCUCUCUCACUCACUCUUUCUCACUCCCCAGAUCGAGGAGGUCAGACUGGGCCUCCGGGCCUCUUUACUGGUCAAAUGUCCCGAUACGGGGGACCUGUUUGUCAACUUUGACCCCCAGAUCCUGACACAGAUCAGGGAGACAGACUGCAUGUCCAGGAUGAGGCUGGAGAUUCCUCCCUUCGCAGUCAUCUUACAACAGAAACAAGAUGCCCUCAAGAGGAACUACAACAAGCUGCAGGUACACUAGGUAUUCCAUGAUGCCUAUUGAUCAACUGAAGCAUAUUGAGCAUCAUACUGUAUCCUUUAUCUUUAAAAAGCUUUAUAUACACUCAACAACAGUAAUAAAAGGGCUGUUAUUUCAAUUCACUUUGAACUGAGUAGAAAGUCCUAUGGGCUGGGACUUAGUCAAGAACAUUUUACAGUUUUUCUCAAUUGCUAAAACACUAAACCCUAUUGUCUGAACCAAAUGCUCAGUUGCCUGAACCCACUGAUUGAAUCAAUCACUCUUUUGGCAAAACCAUAAGCACUUUUCACCUGUUUAGACAUAACUUGCCAACACAUUUUCAUUGUGAUGCACCCGUGCUGCAUAAUGGUGAGCACAGGUGACAAAAGUCAAACACAAUUAGAGCACAGGUGUCACCACUUGAACACAACAACUCAAAAUUGAUCACACUUGUGGCUAAUGAUGUGAGGGAACAUAUACAGUAAGCCAGUUCAGAGAGCACUGGUUUGUGAGGCCCUACAAUGGAUAGAAAUCUGAGAGGAAGAGUUCGUGUGAGAGGAGGUCGAGGUGGUCGAGGUGGUCAGCGAAGACAAAGAACAGUAAUAUCUGAUGAAAUCAGAGAUACUGUGAUUGACCAUGUUCUUGUCCAUGGUAUGAGCAUGAGGGAGGCUGGACAAAGGGUACAACCAAACAUCAGUAGAUUCACUGUGUCCACCAUAAUCCGAAGAUUUAGAGAAGAGAACAGGUAAUUACCUUUUUUUGACAUUAUAGUACAGUAUGUAAAUGUUGACAGCAAUUACUGUAUGACAUACUAUAUACUGUACCACAGUAUACUGUAAGUAAAUAUAUGUUUCAGUACAUCACUGUACCAAUGUACUGUAGUAUUGUAAUGGAGGGUUGGUCUAACUGUUUGUAGGCCUAGUAUUCCAUGUAUAUUUUUUGUAACUCCAUGUUCUCUUUUUGUAGAAUUGAAAGACUGCCACAUGGGGGUGGGAGGACAGGUAUGUUCUCCCCACACCAAGAGACCCUAAUUGUUGAUAUGGUCCGUGAGAACAAUGCCAUUAAACUGAGCGAAAUUCAGCAGAAGAUCAUUGAGGACCAUUUACAUUUUGAGGGUAUCAACAGUGUCAGCCUCUCUACUGUUGAUCGUGUCCUCAAGCGCAACAGACUGCGCAUGAAACAGCUAUACAGAGUGCCCUUUGAUCGCAACUCAGACAGAGUCAAAGAGCAAAGAUUCCAGUAUGUACAGGUUGGCAUAUAUCCAGACACAUUCAAUGUUGAUUACUCUAAGUAGUGAUUUACUGUAGUGGCCUAAAUCACUUUUUCCGUAUCACUUACAAAACUAUAUCUAUUUCUACAGAGGGUUUUUCAACUGGAUGCAAUGGAAAGACCCCAUCAAUACAUCUACAUGGAUGAAGCUGGGUUUAAUCUCACCAAAAGGAGAAGGAGAGGCCGUAAUGUGAUUGGCCAUCGGGCCAUUGUUGGUGUUCCUGGGCAGCGUGGUGGCAAUGUCACAUUAUGUGCUGCCAUCAGCAAUCAUGGGGUUGUCCACCAUCAUGCCAACCUGGGGCCCUACAACACUCACCAGCUCCUCAUUUUCCUCAAUCACAUGCGAGAUGCUUUGUUAGGGCAGCAGGAUGAGCAUCCCAUCUAUGUUGUUGUUUGGGACAAUGUGAGUUUUCACAGAGCCCUCCAGGUUAGAGAGUGGUACAAUAUGAACCAAGGUUUUAUCAAUCUUUGCCUUCCACCGUACUCCCCUUUCCUAAACCCCAUUGAGGAAUUAUUCUCCUCAUGGCGGUGGAAGGUAUAUGAACGCCAACCUUACACCAGGGUAAAUAUCCUGCAAGCCAUGGGACUUGCCUGUGGUGACAUAGGUGUGGAGGCAUGCCAAGCCUGGAUACGGCAUGCCAGGGGUUUUUUCCCCCGUUGCCUGGCCAGACAAAAUGUGGCCUGUGAUGUGGAUGAAGUCCUGUGGCCUGACCCAGUAUGGAGACAUGAUGCUGUGGCUGAGUAAUGCACUUAUUUGUAUAUUUUUGUACUUUAUUUUUACAUGGGCUUACUGUACACAAGUGGCAAACGCAUAAGAUUUCUGUUUGUUUUUACAAGUGCUACAUGUAAAUGCACAAGAUUUCUGUUUUGUCUUUUUGUACAAGUGCUAAAUGCACAGGUUUUUUUUGUUUUGCAACAUGCAUUUAGCCUACAGUGAACAAUAAACAUUUAUUUCUCCAGCUUCAUGUCCUGAGCAUUGUGUUUUCUAUUUUUCUACGUAGUGUUUAGUGACUGUUCAGUAGUGUUUUUUAUUUUGAUUGACUCGGGGCACGAUUUGACAACAUAGUUCAGUUUUGACCACAGAUUGAACUGUUUUGAGGUGAAAGUUUGGUUUUGCAAGAAGAGUCUGAGGUUUUGUGAAUGUAGCUUGAAAAUUGGGUUUUGUGUUCACAGUUAAGAGAAAAGGAGAGCAGCUUUCAAGAAAUGUGUCUUAGCAAUCGAGAAAAACUGUAAUGCGAUGAUUAGAAAACAUUAUAAGGGUGAAAGCAUUAUAACGACAGGCAUUAAGUAAAGGGUUAUUAGUAAUUUCUCUAUUUCUGACACCCAUCCACAGCUGGUUCUGACAGAGAACGCCAGGGUCCGGGCUAAGAUCCAGAGUGCCUUUGAGCAACUGGUAAUGCCUCAUGUUGCUAAGGUGGAUGAAGCCAUUCUACCAGGCCUGACCUCCCUCAACUGGACCUCACUGAACAUCGAUAAAUACCUCAGCCGCAUCAACAGUGCUCUCAGUAUGUAACCGAAUCCAAUCAAACCUUGUCAGCACUGCACUGUGCUCUGUCAUAGCACCAUACUAUAAAACGGCAGAACAAUCUCACCACAAUAACCAGCACAGUUAGCACACCUAACCUCUGCCUGCAUUUGAUCGCAGCUAAUUGUGCCUGAUCAACUCAUGUAAUAUAUCCCAUUGGAAGAGGUUCUAUCUGCUGUCCCAGUGGGCAAAGCUGGUUGUAAUGAUAUCGUUUCAACCUGUUUUUCCCACUGCUGUUUCCUUGUGAUCCCUGGUGACCCCGUGGUGCUGUGUAUGACCUCUGACCUGUAACCUGUGUGUCCAGCGGACCUGGAGCUACUGAUGGACAGAGUGAAUGACCUGGUGGAGUUCAGGAUAGACGCUGUGCUGCAGGAGAUGAGUGGAGCCACACUGUGGGUUCUGCCCCUGGACGAACCAUUGAGCUGUGACGAGUUCGUUCAGACCACCAGGGUAAACAAAGAUUCCCUCUGUAUUACUCAUGUGUUAUACACACAAAUGCUUGUUAGGCUUAAUAAUUGCAUAAUCAACAGUCUGUAUUGGUAACACAGUAACUCAUCGUCAGUGCUAACAACAUUGACCAGACAAAACAGUAUAUUUAGUUCAGUACUAGUUCAUUGUAAACACAGUCUUCAUGCAUGUAGGACCAGGGGUAGGUAACCCUGGUCCUGGAGUGCCGCAGGCACUUCAUGUUUUUGAUUUAACCGACCUGGAAGACCAGGUGUGAUCACUGAACUGAUCAACUAGCUCAGUUGGUCAGGUGUGGUGCCUAGUUAGAGUACCUGCAGAACUCCAGGAACAGAGUUUGCCUACCUCUGAUAUAGGCUCAUGUACUUUCUUCUUGUAUGUCAUGGUAGGAGCUGUGUAUAAAGGGAGCUCAAAGUCUCCACACCAAGAGUUCCCUGGUGGAGGAGGCAACCAACGAGCUCAUCAACAUGCUGCUGGAGUUUGAACUGCACAAGGAGGGGGAGGAGAAACUACUAGAAGAGAGCAGGACUGAUAUGGACCAAGUGGAGAGUGAAGGUACUGUAACCUACAGUUUUAACUGUGAUAAUUAUGAUGCAGCAAAACUCAAACGGAGAGUGAUAACCGGGUCAGCAAAAUGCAAGUGAAAUUGUACAAAAGCAAAAAGGUUGUUCAGGUGCAUAAAGAAAUGAGAAAUGAGAAAGUGUGCAUGCCUGUGUCCAUGCCUGUGUGCGUGGUGCGUGUACAUGCAGGUGUACUCACGUGUGUUCAUGCCUCUUCCCAGGUGAGGAGGGUAAGUCAGAGGGUCGCCUCAACCUGCUGUCUCGUAACACCACGGCGGCCAGUACCACGGGCCCCCCGUCUCCCCUGGGGAAGAGGAAGAAGAAGAGAGACCUGCUGGAGGUGAUGGAGGAGGAGGCUCAAGAGCUUCUGUCCCACUUCAACCACCGUAAUGUGGACGCCCUGCUGAGGCUCACACGCAACACCCUGGAGACCCUCCGCAAACGCAUCCACGCCUCCUCACUCAUGCACUUCCUGGGUAAGUUCCAUCAAUCCAAUAUAUUUAUAAACCCCUUUUACAUCAGCAGUUGUCACAAAGUGCCACCCUUUGAGCUCCACCCUUUAGAUGUUGGAGUAAGGUGUGGCCGUCAUGAAGGGUAGGGUUUCCCAUUACAUUUCUCCCUACUUCAAUACCAGCCCAUCUCCCCACAGCAGAGAGUGAUUCUCCCAGCCGUCUGAAGGGCAGUGGUCAGCAGCCUAUCUUCAGGACCAAUGUGACCCUGUCCAUCCCCAACAUCGCCAUGGUCCCAGCCCUGGACGAGGUCCAGCAGGCUCUGAACCGGGCUGUGGAGUGUGUGGUCAGUGUCAGCAAAGGAGUCGGCCAGUGGAGCAAGGAGAGGAUCUCCAAGGUGGGCUUGCCGUGGCUUACAGCUCCAAUGCAGCAGUUUUUAUCUCAAUAUCAAAUACUUUCUGGGUAACCAUUAAGUACCUUACUGUGAUUGUUUUCAAUUAAAAUGGUCAAAAAGAAACAAAAAUAGCUUCUUAGCAAAGAGCAAUUUCUCAAGCAAUAAUUUGCUAGGAAUGUCUGGGAGUAUUCUGAGUGGGGAGGGGAAAACUGAAAACUAGCUGUUAUUGCCAGGCUAAAACAUCCCACCAAAACAGGCUGAAAUGGCAGGCAGUCUUUUCAAACAGCUCGUACACUAAAAGGGCAUUAUCAUCAUUUUCAUAUUAUUCCAACCCCAUAGUGUGGAAAUAUAUACAGUGCUAUGAAAAGUAUUUGCCCCCUUUCUAAUUUUCUCUACUUUUGCAUAUUUGUGAUACUGAAUGUUAUCAGAUCUUCAACCAAAACCUAAUAUUAGAUAAAGGGAACAUAAGUGGACAAAUAACACAACAAUUACAUAUUUAUUUCAUAAACAAAGUUAUGCAACACCCAAUUCCCCUGUGUGAAAAAGUAAUUGCCCCCUUAUACUCAAUAACUGGUUGUGCAACCUUUAGCUGCAAUGACUCCAACCAAAUGCUUCCUGUAGUUCUGUUGAUCAGUCUCUCACGUCGCUGUGGAGGAAUUUUGGCCCAUUCUUCCAUGCAGAACUGCUUUAACUCAGUGACGUGUGGGUUUUCAAGCAUGAACUGCUCGUUUCAAGUCCUGCCACAACAUCUCAAUUGGGAUUAGGUCUGGACUUUGACUAGGCCAUUCCAAAAUGUCAAAUUUGUUUCUUUUUAGCAAUUUUCAUAUAGACUUGAUUGUGUGUUUUGGAUCAUUGUCUUGCUGCAUGACCCAGCUGCGCUUCAGCUUCAGCUCAUAGACAGAUGGUCUGACAUUCUCCUGUAGAAUUCUCUGAUACAGAGCAGAAUUCAUGGUUCCUUCUAUUAAGGCAAGUCGUCCAGGUCUUGAGGCAGCAAAGCAUCCCCAAACCAUCACACCACCACCACCAUGCUUGACCUUUGGUAUGAUGUUCUUACUGUGGAAUGCAGAGUUUGAUUUUCGCCAGGCAUUACUGGAACCAUGUCGUCCAAAAAGUUAUACUUUUGAAUCAUCUGUCCAUAGAACGUUCUUCCUGUCACGUUCGUUGAAUGACGGGUCAGACCAAGGCGCAGCGUGAUAUAUGUACAUGUUUAUUAUAACUAUUAAACACACUACAAAACGACAAAGGAAACGAAACGUGAAGUCCAAGGUAGAACACACAAUAUACCUUACACGGAACAAGAUCCCACAACCCACUAGUGCCAAUAGGCUGCCUAAGUAUGAUCCCCAAUCAGAGACAACGAGCUACAGCUGUCUCUGAUUGGGAACCACACUGGCCAACAUAGAUCUACACAUAAUAGAUCGAAACAUAGAAAACACACAACACAGAAUAUACACACCCUGACUCAACAUUUAAGCAUCCCCUGAGUCAGGGCGUGACACUUCCAAGAGUCUUGAUGAUCAUCCAGGUGCUUUUUGGCAAACUUGAGUCAACUUUUUGGACGAGAUGGGUCACAUUAUGCCUGGCGAAAACCAAACACUGCAUUCCACAGUAAGAACAUCAUACCAAAGGUCAAGCAUGGUGGUGGUGGUGUGAUGGUUUGGGGAUGCUUUGCUGCCUCAGGACCUGUACAACUUGCCUUAAUAGAAGGAACCAUGAAUUCUGCUCUGUAUCAGAGAAUUCUACAGGAGAAUGUCAGACCAUCCGUCUGUGAGCUGAAGCUGAAGCGCAGCUGGGUCAUGCAGCAAGACAAUGAUCCAAAACACACAAUCAAGUCUACAUGAAAAUUGCUAAAAAGCAACAAAUUUGACAUUUUGGAAUGGCCUAGUCAAAGUCCAGACCUAAUCCCAAUUGAGAUGUUGUGGCAGGACUUGAAACGAGCAGUUCAUGCUUGAAAACCCACACAUCACUGAGUUAAAGCAGUUCUGCAUGGAAGAGUGGGCCAAAAUUCCUCCACAGUGACGUAAAAGACUGAUCAACAACUACAGGAAGCAUUUGGUUGGAGUCAUUGCAGCUAAAGGUGGCACAACCAGUUAUUGAGUGUAAGGGGGCAAUUACUUUUUCACACAGGGGAAUUGGGUGUUGCAUAACUUUGUUUAUGAAAUAAGUAUGUCAUUGUUGUGUUAUUUGUUCACUUAUGUUCCCUUUAUCUAAUAUUAGGUUUUGGUUGAAGAUCUGAUAACAUUUAGUAUGACAAAUAUGCAAAAGUAGAGAAAAUUAGAAAGGGGGCAAAUACUUUUUCAUAGCACUGUAUAAAACACAUUAAAAUCACAUUUUUGACUGCACUGGGCCGUUAAGAUGUCUGUGACAUCUGCACAAUCAUGAGAUUAAGGUUUUAGUAAGUCUUCAAACAAAGACCAAACAUUAAUUAUUCUGUUUAUGCCAACACAGAGGAAGAUGAGUGAGAGACGCAUGGCUGUUCUGAGACAGGACAAGAGUGACAGUGAUUCAGAGGACGGAGAGACCACCUACAGGAGCCUGGCUGAUGGCAGUACCUCAGACAUCUCCGCCUCUGUGACCCAGGCCAUACCCUUCCAGGCCAGGAACUACUACAAGAGUGUGUCUGAGAACAAGGAGAUCAUCAAGCUGGUUUCUGUGCUCAGCACCUCCAUCAACUCUACCAAGAAGGUACAUACAGGUGUACACACAAAACAAAUACAAAUUAUAUUUCUCCUGUUUUCCUAACUUUCUGACCUUAGUGUACCAAAUUCUAACUAUUUUGUGUUUGAUACUGAUACCUAUCCCCUAAGAUGUUGCUGUGGAAAUGAGACCUAAAUCAAAUCAAUGAAAACUUGAUUGAAAGUGCAUUUAAGACCUGGCUGUUGUGUUGUUGUUGACCAGGAGGUGAUGAAUGCUCUGGACCGCUUCAGUCGUUACCACCACAUCUGGAGGAAGGAGAGAGAGGACACCAUCCAGAAGUUCAGCCAGGGCAGCCCUCUGCUGUCUGAGUUUGAGUCUCAGAUCCUCUACUACAAAGACCUGGAGCUGGAGAUCAACGCUGAGCCUGAGUACAUCACUGUAGGAGCUCUGGCCCUCUAUACAGGUAGAAUACAUCGCUGUAGGAUCUCUGACCCUCUAUACAGGUAGAGUACAUCACUGUAGGAUCUGUGGCCCUCUAUACAGGUAGAAUACAUCGCUGUAGGAUCUCUGGUCCCUUUAUACAGGUAGAAUACAUCACUGUACGAUCUCUGGCCCUCUAUACAGGUAGAAUACAUCACUGUAGGAUCUCUGGCCCUUUAUACAGGUAGAAUACAUCACUGUAGGAUCUCUGGCCCUCUAUACAGGUAGAAUACAUCACUGUAGGAUCUCUGGCCCUUUAUACAGGUAGAAUACAUCACUGUAGGAGCUCUGGCCCUUUAUACAGGUAGAAUGCAUCGCUGUAGGAUCUCUGGCCCUCUAUACAGGUAGAAUACAUCACUGUAGGAUCUCUGGCCCUCUAUACAAGUAGAAUACAUCACUGUGGGAGCACUGGCCCUCUAUACAGGUAGAGUACAUCACUGUGGGAGCACUGGCCCUUUAUAAAGGUACAUAGCCGUGGGAAGUAGGGGUGCUGAGGGUGCUGCAGCACCCCCUGAAAAAUCUGAAUCUAACUCUCUACAACUUUCUCCCCGUUAUUUGAAAUUUCAGGCUAUUUCAAAGCAAUUCACUGCUAAUCCACUGCAUUAACCUUAAAAGACAACCCUGCCAAAUAUGACUGCACAUGUUCUUAGUAGUAUUUCACAAUACUGUUAUUUCAUUUUUCAACAUUGCAUGAAUAUCUGACUAUUAUCAGACUAAUAUCUGAUUUGUUGUCUAACAGCUGACCUGAAGAUGGCCCUGACUGCGGAGACAAAGAGCUGGAUGGUGGACUACGGCCUGCACUGUAACAGGAAGUACCGGACAGAUAUGGAGAACAUCUUCACAUUAGUGGACGAAGCGGCAAAGAAACUGAACCGACCAAUCAAAGACAUGGACGACAUCCGCAUCGCCAUGGCAUCGCUGAAGGAGAUCAGAGAGCAACAGAUCUCCAUUGACUUCCAAGUGGGACCCAUAGAGGUAGGGAACACAAAUGCACACUUCUUUCAGAGAGAUACUGUAUGAAUAAUUCACUGAGACUAUCUGCAAUGUCCGCUUUCAUUGAGUAGGAGGCGAACCUUAAUUCCCACCUAAGUAAAAUUUCCACUUAGACGUGCAUUGAUAUCAAUGGGUGAAAAUUCUACUUAGGGGGAAGUUAGGAUAUGCCCAUAGUUUGAUUAAGUCCUUGCUGUCUGUAUUUGGUUGUGAGAAGCCAUUGGAGACCUGUGUUGUACUAUGUGUCUGUUCAGUGCUGUACAUUCCCCUUCCCCUUUCCUAGGAGUCCUAUGCCAUGCUCCAUAAGUACGGCCUGGUAGUGGCGAAGGAGGAGGCAGAGAAGGUGGACACGCUGCGCUAUACCUGGGAGAAGCUGCUAGCCCGCAGCACCGAGGUCCAGAAUGAGCUGGUGUCCCUGCAGCCCAACUUCAGAGGAGAGCUCAUAGACAACGUACAGACGUUCGUGGAGGACUGUGGACACUUCUAUCAGGACUAUGACAAGGUUCAGACACGUCUCACAGCUCGUUCUAGCUGUUACUCACAGCUACACCUAACUCCAAGGCUGUCUCGGUUUUAGUCAUUUCUAUUUCUGUUACAGUUAACUUGGCACGCUCUAAAUAAGACUGCUAGCUAAUUGCUGACACAGGCUUCGUUUCAUUCCCAGGACGGUCCCAUGGUUGUCGGACUGGCUCCCCAAGACGCUAGUGACAGACUCAUCAUGUUCCAGGUGAGUACAGUGUGCAUCUUCAAGAGAGGAAUCUACAGUUGAAGUCGGAAGUUUACAUACACCUUAGCUAAAUACAUUUAAACUCAGUUUUUCACAAUUCCUGAAAUUUAAUCCAAGUAAAAAUUCAUUGUCUUAGGUCAGUUAGGAUCACCACUUUAUUUUAAGAAUGUGAAAUGUCAGAAUAAUAGUAGAGAGAAUGAUUUAUUUCAGCUUGUAUUUCUUUCAUCACAUUCCCAGUGGGUCAGAAGUUUACAUACACUCAAUUAGUAUUUGGUAGCAUUGCCUUUAAAUUGUUUAACUUGGGUCAAACUUUUCGGGUAGCCUUCCACAAGCUUCCCACAAUAAGUUGGCUGAAUUUUGGCCCAUUCCUCCUGACAGAGAUGGUGUAACUGAGUCAGGUUUGUAGGCCUCCUUGCUCGCACACGCUUUUUCAGUUCUGCCCACAGAUUUUCAAUAGGAUUGAGGUCAGUGCUUUGUGAUGGCCACUCCAAUACCUUGACUUUGUUGUCCUUAAGCCAUUUUGCCACAACUUUGGAAGUAUGCUUGGGGUCAUUGUCCAUUUGGAAGACCCAUUUGCGACCAAGCUUUAACUUCCUGACUAAUGUCUUGAGAUGUUGCUUCAAUAUAUCCACAUAAUCUUCCUUCCUCAUGAUGCCAUCUAUUUUGUGAAGUGCACCAGUCCCUCCUGCAGCAAAGCACCCCCACAGCAUGAUGCUGCCACCCCUGUGCUUCACGGUUGGGAUGGUGUUCUUCGGCUUGCAAGCAUCCCCCUUUUUCCUCCAAACAUAACGAUGGUCAUUAUGGCCAAACAGUUCUAUUUUUGUUUCAUCAGACCAGAGGACAUUUCUCCAAAAAGUACGAUCUUUAUCCCCAUGUGCAGUUGCAAACCGUAGUCUGGCUUUUUUAUGGCGGUUUUGGAGCAGUGGCUUCUUCCUUGCUGAGCGGCCUUUCAGGUUAUGUUGAUAUAGGACUCGUUUUACUGUGGAUAUAGAUACUUUUGUACCUGUUUCCUCCAGCAUCUUCACAAGGUCCUUUGCUGUUGUUCUGGGAUUGAUUUGCACUUUUUGCACCAAAGUACGUUAAUCUCUAGGAGACAGAACGCGUCUCCUUCCUGAGCGGUAUGACGGCUGCGUGGUCCCUUGGUGUUUAUACUUGCGUACUAUUGUUUGGACAGAUGAACGUGGUACCUUCAGGCAUUUGGAAAUUGCUCCCAAGGACGAACCAGACUUGUGGAGGUCUAUAAUUAUUUUUCUGAGGUCUUGGCUGAUUUCUUUUGAUUUUCCCAUGAUGUCAAGCAAAGAGGCACUGAGUUUGAAGGUAGGCCUUGAAAUACAUCCACAGGUACACCUCCAAUGGACUCAAAUGAUGUCAAUUAGCCUAUCAGAAGCUUCGAAAGCCAUGACAUCAUUUUCUGGAAUUUUCCAAGCUGUUUAAAGGCACAGUGAACUUAGUGUUCUGACCCACUGGAAUUGUGAUACAGUGAAUUAUAAGUGAAAUAAUCUGUCUGUAAACAAUUGUUGGAAGAAUUACUUGUUUCAUGCACAAAGUAGAUGUCCUAACCGACUUGCCAAAACUAUAGUUUUUUAAUAAGAAAUUUGUUGAGUGGUUGAAAAACGAGUUUUAAUGACUCCAACCUAAGUGUAUGUAAACUUCUGACUUCAACUGUAUAUACUACUCUGCAGCACUUAGUUUAAGUUGAUACAUUCACAGAGGUUUUCAUUCAGAUGUUCUGUGCCUUAUUUUUUGUGAGCAUUAAUAUUAUGUAUGACUUAUUUCUACAGUAUUUAACAAAGACAACAACAUGCAUGAUUGUAUUAUUGUGUGUUGUAUGGUUUUGGAAAUGAUAUAUGUGACCAUUCAUACACUUUACUGUACUUCUCAUUUCAUUUGGUCAGAAUCGCUUUGACAACCUGUUCCGUAAGUACAUCACCUACACUGGUGGAGAGGAGCUGUUUGGCCUGCCUGUGACCCAACACCCUCAGCUGCUGGAGAUCAGGAGACAGCUCACCCUCCUCCAGAAGCUCUACGGACUCUACAACAGCGUCAUCGACACCGUCAACGGGUACUAUGACAUCCUCUGGGCCGACAUCCAAAUAGAGAGGAUCAAUAACGAACUUCUAGACUUCCAGACGCGGUAAGGAAAUCAAACUACAACCCAGACCAUGAGAGACAUUUACACAGAAAUGGAUAAAUAAUCAAAAUUUUUCGCCCUCCAUUUCCAGUUGUCGCAAGCUGCCCCGUGCCCUGAAAGAGUGGCAGGCAUUCCUUGACCUGAAGAAAAGUAUAGACGAGAUCAACGAGUGCUGCCCCCUACUGGAACUGAUGACCAAUAAGGCCAUGAUGACGCGUCACUGGAAGAGAAUCACCGAGGUGACAGGACACAGCUUCGAGGUGGAGACUGACACCUUCAAGCUGCGCAACAUCAUGGAAGCGCCGCUCCUCAAAUGCAAAGAGGAAAUUGAGGUGAUUAUGGAUUAUUGUUGUUGCUGUUGUUGGUGCUGAAACCCGGGAAGGAACCAGGUAAUUGAUUUUCUAUAGCCUACUCAGCCUAACAUACAUUCUCUAUAGCCAUACAACUACUGGUACUCAACUCACGGUACUGUAAAUUGAGGCUUGAAAAAAAGGUUGUUUGACCUCAGUGGGACAACUUGUAAUAACAAAGGUAAAAUAAAGAUAAAUGUUGUUUGAACUCCCGCCGGGCAGGACAUUUGCAUCAGUGCGGUGAAGGAGAGGGACAUUGAGCAGAAGCUGAAGCAGGUGAUUGCUGAGUGGGACAACAAGACGUUCACCUUCACCAACUUCAAGACGCGAGGGGAGCUGCUGCUGAGGGGCGACAGCACCGCCGAGAUCAUUACUAACAUGGAGGACAGCCUCAUGGUGCUGGGAUCACUCAUGAGCAACAGGUUAGACUAGAGACCUACUGGAGGCACAAAUGACUUAGCCUGGAAAUCAAGACUGAUUUCUACUUCAGUUUUGUUAACAAUAGUGAAAUGUAGCCUGAUUCAGUCUUGAUUUUGAGGCUACAAAUGACCUGGGGGUUAGGAGUGAUAUCAGAUUUCUUCUCAAUUGUUUAUCAUAUUUCAGCAUCCAGUUGACUUGUCAUCUAGAGUUCAACUGUUGUGUUUUUGGGGAAUAAGACUGGGGUGCUAUGUUUAAAUCCCUGUAAGGUUUUAGCUGUAUUGUACAGACUUUUAGUGUUGUUUGUGUACUGUAGUAGCCAAUGCUUGACUCGGCUGAUGACUUGGUGCUCCACAGGUACAACACGCCAUUCAAGGCCCAGAUCCAGAAAUGGGUUCAGAACCUUUCCAACACCACUGACAUCAUAGAGAACUGGAUGACUGUCCAGAACCUGUGGAUCUACCUCGAGGCUGUGUUCGUGGGUGGGGACAUAGCCAAACAGCUACCCAAGGUAAGAAUCAAUACAUUGACUUUUCAUCUGAAAACACAUCUUUAACCUUAUGCUAUCAGUGAUAGGGUUCCACAAUUUCGUGCUCUUUCACAAAGUGCCCAGGGUUUUCAGAAAUCACGUGGUUUUUUUUAAAACUCAGGAACUUUUGAGGAAAUUUUCAAAAUUGUGCAAACUUAAUCAGGACUGACAAUCUAGUCUGAAUCAUCUGAAUGACAGGAGGCGAAGCGUUUCUCCAACAUCGACAAGUCCUGGGUGAAGAUCAUGACGCGGGCCCAUGAGAUGCCCAACGUGGUGCAGUCAUGUGUGGGGGACGAGACCAUGGGACAACUGCUGCCUCACCUGCUGGAACAACUGGAGAUCUGUCAGAAGUCUCUCACUGGGUAUGUCUGUCUGGAGGUCUGUCAGAAGUUUCUGGGUAAGUCUGUCUGGAGAUCUGUCAGAAGUCUCUCACUGGGUAAGUCUGUCUGGAGGUCUGUCAGAAGUCUCUGGGUAAGUCUGUCUGGAGGUCUGCCAGAAGUCUCUGGGUAAGUCUGUCUGGAGGUCUGUCAGAAGUCUCUGGGUAAGUCUGUCUGAAGGUCUGUCAGAAGUCUCUCACUGGGUAGGCCUAUACUUAUAAAUUGAGUUUUCAAUGUUUGAUAUGUGUAUUAGAUAGUUGAAUUUGAAAGUAUUCAUGUACCAGUAUGACACCUUCCAAGUCUACCUACGUUGUACAUCGGUAGCUUGAUGAUGUGUACUAAACUUGUAUUGUUUUCAACCCUUGGUUGUGUGUGUGAUUGUGUGACUGGCAGGUACUUGGAAAAGAAGCGUCUGCUGUUCCCUCGGUUCUUCUUUGUGUCUGACCCGGCCCUGCUGGAGAUUCUGGGCCAAGCCUCGGACUCCCACACCAUCCAGGCCCACUUGCUCAACGUCUUUGACAACAUCAAAUGUGUCCGCUUCCAUGACAAGGUACAGUAACGCACAGACAGACAUAUUCUUUUUUUCUACAAUUAUCACGGUCAGGCCUCCUAAUGUAGUAGUAUCUGCCCUUCUGCAAUAGUAACUACCCUAGAUUCAGCAACAUCAAUAGUAUCUGCCCUUCUGUUUCCAUAGAUGUACGACAGGAUCCUGGCCAUCUCGUCCAGGGAGGGGGAGACGGUAGAGCUGGAUCGGCCGGUGACGGCUGAGGGGAAUGUGGAGGUCUGGCUCAACGCCCUGCUGAAGGAAUCCCAGAGGUCUCUUCACCUGGUCAUCAGACUGGCUGUCCUGGCCAUCCAGGACUCAGGCUUCCAGCUCAUUGAGUUCCUGGACUCUUUCCCUGCUCAGGUGGGGAGACAUGGGAUACAUCCUAAAUGGAACCCUAUUACAUACAGUAGUUCACUACUUUUAUUCCAGGCCCUGUUCACUCUAUAGGGAAUAGGCUGCAAUUUGUGACACAGUCCUGGUUCUUGGGGUCAUCAUUCAUUCUCUUUUAUAAUGGGAUAGUAAAGAUUACCUUAACCUUGACCUUGGAGCAAUGGUCUCGCAGUUAGACUUUCCCACGCCUAUGUUUCAUUACUCAAUACCUAAUCAGGGAUUCCUGCUUUGCUGCAUUAUCCUCCAUUAAUGUAUAACUGAAACUGAUCUAUACCCUAGCCAAAUUCCAAACAUUCCUGAAUUUAUACAUUGUCCUGAUUACAUCCCUGAUUGAUAUGAAGACAUCUAAGCCAGGAAAGGUAACUUUCAUUCUCUCGUUGAUGUCCUAUCAUGAUGUCCUCUCUUCCUCACUCCAUCAACCAGGUUGGUCUGCUGGGAGUCCAGAUGAUCUGGACCAGAGACUCAGAGGAGGCCCUGACCAACGCCCGCUACGACCGUAAGAUCAUGCCCAAGACCAACCAGUUCUUCCUGGAGCUUCUCAACACCCUGAUAGACAUGACCACUAAAGACCUGGCCUCAGUGGAGCGGGCCAAGUAUGAGACACUCAUAACCAUCCAUGUACACCAGAGGGACAUCUUUGAUGACCUGGUGAGUGGACUGGAAUCACAAACUGACUCGGUGGCUAAAAUAGUACUUCAACCCCAAAGGUCCCUUUCAGUGUAUAAACUGAAGGUACUAAUUUAAACUUUUGGCAAACUGUGCCACCAAAGUUUUUCUGAUUAGGGUGAGGUAGUCCCCUGUAGCUCAGUUGGUAGAGCAUGGCGCUUGUAACGCCAGGGUUGUGGGUUCGUUUCCCACGGGGGGGCAGUAUGAAAAUGUAUGCACUCACUAACUGUAAGUCGCUCUGGAUAAGAGCGUCUGCUAAAUGACUCAAAUGUAAAAUGUAGGUAGAGUCUGAGAAUAUCAAUUUGAGUUUCCCCUGUUAUUCAAAUCACAUUUGACAAGUCAUUUGGGGUUUUAGGAAUUUCAUAGGCUUUUGCAAUCCUUUGUUUACAGAAUGGUUUCUCUUUCCCCCUCCUCUCCCCUCAGUGUCGGCUGCAUAUCAAAGCCCUACAGACUUUGAGUGGAUGAAGCAGUGUCGUUUCUACUUCAAUGAGGACUCUGACAAGAUGAUCAUCAACAUCACUGACGUCGGCUUCAUCUAUCAGAAUGAGUUCCUGGGCUGCACUGACAGACUGGUUAUCACCCCUCUGACUGACAGGUAGGGACUAACUAGUCAUCACCUCUCUGACUGACAGGUAGGGACUAACUAGUCAUCACCUCUCUGACUGACAGGUAGGGACUAACUAGUCAUCACCUCUCUGACUGACAGGUAGGGACUAACUAGUCAUCACCUCUCUGACUGACAGGUAGGGACUAACUAGACAUCACCUCUCUGACUGACAGGUAGGGACUAACUAAUCACCUCUCUGACUGACAGGUAGGGACUAACUAGUCAUCACCUCUCUGACUGACAGGUAGGGACUAACUAAUCACCUCUCUGACUGACAGGUAGGGACUAACUAAUCACCUCUCGACUGACAGGUAGGGACUAACUAUCACCUCUCUGACUGACAGGUAGGGACUAACUAAUCACCUCUAUGACUGACAGGUAGGGACUAACUAGACAUCACCUCUCUGACUGACAGGUAGGGACUAACUAAUCACCUCUCGACUGACAGGUAGGGACUAACUAGUCAUCACCUCUCUGACUGACAGGUAGGGACUAACUAAUCACCUCUCUGACUGACAGGUAGGGACUAACUAAUCACCUCUCUGACUGACAGGUAGGGACUAACUAAUCACCUCUCUGACUGACAGGUAGGGAUAACUAAUCACCAUCUCUGACUGACAGGUAGGGACUAACUAGUCACCUCUAUGACUGACAGGUAGGGACUAACUAGUCACCCUCUCUGACUGACAGGUAGGGACUAACUAGUCACCUCUCUGACUGACAGGUAGGGACUAACUAAUCACCUCUCUGACUGACAGGUAGGGACUAACUAAUCACCUCUCUGACUGACAGGUAGGGACUAACUAAUCACCUCUCUGACUGACAGGUAGGGACUAACUAAUCACCUCUCUGACUGACAGGUAGGGACUAACUAGUCACCUCUAUGACUGACAGGUAGGGACUAACUAGUCACCUCUCUGACUGACAGGUAGGGACUAACUAGUCACCUCUCUGACUGACAGGUAGGGACUAACUAGUCACCUCUCUGACUGACAGGUAGGGACUAACUAAUCACCUCUCUGACUGACAGGUAGGGACUAGGAAGUGGCUCCACCACCACUCUAAUAGCUUAACCAGUUAUCAUGCAUUUUGGGCUAAAAGGGCAACUUACACUUGUGGCACUAAAAAUAUAGAGGUUUUUGUGGCAAAUUAUUGCUAGGAGACACUAGAGUGCAGUGUUGGACACACAUUUCAGUAACCAGUAUGCCAAUACCACGGCCCAGCCUAACGUUGUAGUGCCCACAAGUAUAUGAUGUAUCACAUUGGGUGAUUAUUCUAGGUGUACCUAACCCCUUGGUGUGUGUUUGUCCCAGGUGCUACAUCACACUGGCCCAGGCUCUGGGGAUGAGUAUGGGAGGAGCCCCGGCCGGCCCUGCAGGAACAGGGAAGACUGAGACCACUAAAGACAUGGGCCGCUGCCUGGGGAAGUACGUGGUGGUCUUCAACUGCUCUGACCAGAUGGACUUCAGAGGACUGGGGAGGAUCUUUAAAGGUAGGAGCUUCUACUCAUAUUGCCUGGUCCUAACAUUUCUGCUGUCUUGCCAACUCCUGUGUUAUUUGCAUGGCAAUGACCAUAGGAGUUGGAUAUCCAGUACAAACAAAACGUAUGUGAUUUGGGGGGAUUAUAGGCUAUAUAUAAGAUCUCACUCAUAUUACUGUGAAGAGAAUGAUGAUAUCAACCUGAACCCAAUGAACAGUGUAAUGUUGUGUGUCUUUGUGUUGAUUUGCAGGUCAGGCUCUUGGGGUUGUUUUGAAUGAGGAGUUUAAUGUUGUGAAGAGUGAUGUGUAAUAUUGUGUGUAAUGUUGUGUUGAUUGGCAGGCCUAGCCCAGUCGGGCUCGUGGGGCUGUUUUGAUGAGUUCAACCGUAUCGACCUAUCAGUGCUCUCCGUGGCAGCCCAGCAGAUCGCCAUUGUGCUUACCUGCAAGAAGGAGCGCCGCAAGAACUUCAUCUUCACCGACGGAGACAACGUGGAAAUGAAUCCCGAAUUCGGCAUCUUCCUGACUAUGGUUAUUAUUAUUAGCAGUGUAUAAACUACUCACUGUAGAAACCCCUUCACAAACACUUUGUCAAGUAGAGCUUAAUUUAAAGUACUUCUGAAAGGAAUAGUGAAUUCUUGUCUCAAAGAAGAUUAACUGAAACUAGUCUGAAUCAGACAAGGUUUAUUAUUUGAGGAUGUUAGUCAUAGACUUUGUUUUGCAUUUUCAUAACAUUAGUCAUCUACACUAUGUUCAUGCCAGGUCAUCAUUGUAAAUAAGAAUGUAUUCUUAACAGACUCACCUGGUUAAAAUAAAUAUUUGAUUAAUAAAUGUUUUUGCCCCCAUCAGAACCCGGGCUACGCAGGUCGUCAGGAGCUUCCAGAGAACCUGAAGAUCAACUUCCGCUCGGUGGCCAUGAUGGUCCCAGACCGUCAGGAGCUUCCAGAGAACCUGAAGAUCAACUUCCGCUCGGUGGCCAUGAUGGUCCCAGACCGUCAGAUAAUCAUCCGGGUCAAGCUGGCCAGCUGUGGCUUCAUAGACAACAUAGAGCUGGCCAGGAAGUUCUUCACCCUCUACAAACUGUGCGAGGAGCAGCUCUCCAAGCAGGUCAGCUAUGAAAUGAAAUGGAACUGCUGUAGAUAUUUCAAUGACAGCUGAACAUGCAAAGCUAUACUUUUUUGUGAAAACUCAAGUCAAUUGAAAUGUUAUUUAAAUUGCCAUCACAGUCUCAAAUCACUUUAGAGGGAAUUAAUAUGCCACCUGUCAGGUGGAUGGAUUAUCUUGGCAAAGGAGAAAUGCUUACUAACAGGGAUGUAAAGAAAUGUGUGCACAAAUUGAGAGAAAUACGCUUUUUUGCAUAUGGAAAAUGUCUGGGAUCUUUUAUUUCAGCUCAUGAAACAUGGAACCAACACUUUUCAUGUUGCGUUUAUAUUUUUGUUCAGUAUAAAAACAACAAAACUGUCCAUGUAUGUGUUGAUUAUGAUCUUUGUGUAGUUCAUAGUUCUAUUUCCGUACAUUCCAUGUUGGGUUCACUCUCUGUUUAUAAGGUGCAUUACGACUUUGGACUCCGAAACAUUUUGUCAGUUCUGCGUACACUGGGGGCGGUGAAACGAGCGAACCCCAACGACACAGAAUCUACCAUCGUCAUGAGGGUUCUCAGAGAUAUGAACCUGUCCAAGCUGGUGAGUAGACAUACAGGACAUUCUCCUCGAAAUCAACUGCAAUUCUCCUCGAAAUCAACUGCCAUUUUAGAAAAGCCAUUUUUUAAAAGCAGCAUUAAGUGUUACAAAUUGUUAUUUUUUCAGAUAUUAUUCUGUAAUAUAUGAAUAAUGAUUUCAUCUUCAGUGAGGUGCAAUACAACACAAGUGGUAUCAUGGUUAACUUCAUUGACACUAUAUGUGUUGACAGAUAGAUGAAGAUGAGCCGUUGUUCCUCAGCCUGAGAGAGGACCUCUUCCCUGGGAUCCAGCUGGAUAAAGCAGGCUACCCAGAGCUGGAGACAGCUAUCGACAAACAGGUGAGAGGACAUUUUAUAUAACAUAAAAUAAUCCCUUUACAUUUAGUUUGAAAAUUGUCCAUGUCACUCUGAAGUCUAUCUGCAUGUAGUUUCUCACAACCCUCCUCCUCACACUGCUUCUCCUCACCACCCAUCUCUUCUCCUUUCCCCUACAGUACAUUUGACAUUUUAGUCAUUUAGCAGACGCUCUUAUCCAGGGCAAUUACAUGAGCAAUUAGGGUUAAGUGCCUUGCUCAAGGGCACAUCGACAGAUUUUUCACCUAGUCAGCUCAGGGAUUCGAACCAGCAACCUUUUGGUUACUGGACCUUUUGGUUACUGGGUCUUAAGCGCUAGGCUACAUGCCGCCCCCACAGUAUAAUACAGAGUUUAAGGGAUUAAUCUCAUCUUGGUAUUAGCCUUAAUACCAUAGGGCUUUUUAAAGUAGCAUAAAACCUUUUUUCGAUCUAAAUGUGAGCGGUAGGGAUUUAUUUGUAUUAACAUGAAGAGUCUCACUCUCUCCCACUGUAGGUGGAGGAGUCUGGUUUCAUAACAUGAAGAGUUUCUCUUAUCCCUAUGUGCUCCAUACUGUAGGUGGUGGAGGCAGGUCUGAUCAGCCACCCUCCGUGGAAGCUGAAGGUGAUUCAGCUGUUUGAGACCCAGAGGGUCCGCCAUGGCAUGAUGGCCCUGGGGCCCAGCGGAGCAGGAAAAACCACCUGCAUUCACACCCUGAUGAGAGCCAUGACAGGUGAGACAAUGUCCCCAUCAAAACACUUGACUUAUUUCACCUUAUUUACUACCUCAUGGCAGUCAUACUAAAGUAAAAUGCACAGACGUUUACAUGCACUAAAAAGCUGUGUUAAGUUAAUUUGUAUGUGUUUGCACCCACAGACUGCGGCCAGCCACACAGAGAGAUGCGUAUGAACCCCAAAGCGAUCACCGCCCCUCAGAUGUUUGGCCGUCUAGAUGUAGCUACCAAUGACUGGACCGACGGCAUCUUCUCUACCCUGUGGAGGAAGACCCUGAGAGCCAAGAAAGGUGAGCCGGAUACCUCCUCUUAUUUCUUAUUGUUAUAGAUCUUGUGUGUUUUUGUUCUACCUUGUUAUUUUUAGGAUUACAUUGUUAUUGAUUACUGCAUUGUUGGGGUUAGAGUUGGCAAAAAAGGCUUUUCACUGUACUUGUGCAUGUGACUUUCAAACUUGAAACUUGAAAGAAAUACCCUGGACUUAUACAUGCUUUACACAUGCAAGGUUACACAUGCAUUACACAUGCUAGAGCAUGAACCCAUAUACAGUACAUACCGUAUAGUCUCUAUGGAAUUCAUAUAGAAUAAUGGGGCAGACCAUUUUCACCCAUCUCUAUUUCAAUGUGUUUUCAAUAUUUCAUAUCUUUCUAUUAAUUUCCCUGUCGUUUUACAAAAGGUGAUGUUCUAAUACUUUCCUCUGACCUCCAUAGUUGAUUUUGAUUAGUUUAAUAAGCAGACUGGUUCUAAUGUUUCUAUCCUCUGCAGGGGAGCACAUCUGGAUAGUACUAGAUGGACCAGUAGAUGCUAUCUGGAUAGAGAACCUCAACUCUGUACUGGAUGACAACAGGACUCUGACCCUGGCCAAUGGAGACAGGAUCCCCAUGGCCCCCAACUGCAAGAUUGUGUUUGAGCCCCACAACAUCGACAACGCUUCGCCUGCCACCGUGUCCCGUAACGGAAUGGUGUUCAUGAGCUCUUCUGUGCUCAACUGGAGCCCCAUUCUGGAGGUGGGCAAAGGAACCUUCUCUCACACUUUAUCAGUGGAUGAAAAUGUGUGUGUGUGCAUCUUUGUCUAUGUGUGUGUAUAUUUGUGUGGGUGUAUAUUUGUGUGUGUAUGUAUGUGUACAUGGGUGUAUCUUUGUCUACAUGUAUACAUGUGUGUUUUGUCCCCAUGCAGGGCUGGCUGAAGAAGCGUUCCCCUCAGGAGGGAGAGGUGCUGAGAGAGCUGUUCUCCUCUUCCUUCCCAGAGGUCUACCGGUUCAGUGUUCACUGUCUGGAGUACAAGAUCGACAUGCUGGAGGCCUUCGUCAUCAUGCAGAGCAUCAACAUGCUGCAGGGCCUCAUCCCCGCCAAGGUAGGCACCUGAAACCUCCAUACUCCAACCAUGGGGCGGCAGGUAGGGUAAGAGCGUUGUGCCAGUAACCGAAAGGUCGCUGGUUCUAAUCCCUGAGCCGACUAGGUGAAAAAAUCUGUUGAUGUGCCCUUGAGCAAGGCUCCUGUAAGUCGCUCUGUAUAAGAGCGUCUGCUAAAUGACUAAAAUGUAAAUAUUAAAAACCCUGCAGAAGGGGGAUAAUAUCCUUACAUCAUUGAGCUCUAUGAGUACUGUUGGAGUGAAUUGCCCCCAUAUUCCUCAUAGAAACAAAUUACAAUGUUCUAAUGCCUAACUGAUUUAAUUCAUCAUGUCAUUGUGAUUCCUUUAGCACUCUGGUUUUCAAUUACUGUUGGACUAUAACGCUCUGGACUCUGCAUUUAUGUGGGGAUGGAUUUCAAUUUCCCUUUACUGUAGGUGACUGAUUAAUUUGAGCGCCAAGUAUGAAGUAUAGUAGCUAUAAAGAUGUAGAAGGGCUUUGGUACAGUAUGCUGUGUUGAUAGUGACUGUUGUUGUGUUCCAGGAGCAGGGUGGGGAGGUGUCCAGGCAGCAUGUGGAGCGUCUCUAUGUGUUUGCUCUCAUGUGGAGCAUCGGAGCUUUACUGGAGCUGGAAGACAGGAGGAAGAUGGAGAGCUGGCUCCGUGGCAACGACAACAUCCAUCUGGACCUCCCAGAUAUACCAUCAGACAGCGAGGACACCAUGUUCGACUACCACGUCACUAUAGACGGUGAGGGGUAGAUGUACAGUAGACAGACUCCACAAACUCACAACACACACUCAGUCCUCUUAUAAUGGACUGUUAUGGAAGAGACACUUAACAAAAAUAUAAAGGCAACAUGUAAAGUGUUGGUCCCAUGUUUUCAUGAGCUGAAAUAAAACAUGCACAAAAAGCUUAUUUCUCUCUAUGUUAGUGAGCAUUUCUCCUUUGCCAAGAUAAUCCAUCCACCUGACAGGUGUGGCACAUUAAGCUGAUUAAAAAGCAUGAUCAUUACACAGGUGCACCUUGUGCUGUGGACAAUAAAAGGUCACUCUAAAAUGUGCAGUUUUAUCACACAACACAAUGCCACAGAUGUCUCAAGUUUAGAGGGAGCGUGCAAUUGGCAUGCUGACUGCAGGAAUGUCCACCAGAGCUGUUGCCAGAUAUUUGAAUGUUCAUUUCUCUACCAUAAGCCACCUCCAACGUCAUUUUAGAGAAUUUGGCAGUACGUCCAACCGGCCUCGCAACCACAGACCAUGUGUAACCACACCAGCCCCUCCUCAUCCGGCUUCUUCACCUGCGAGAGAGUCUGAGACCAGCCACUCGGACAGCUGAUGAAACUGUGGGUUUGCACAACCGAAGAAGGAAGGUCCAAAAAAUUGUCAAAGACUCCAGUCACCCAAGUCGUAGUAGACUGUUCUCUCUGCUACCGCACGGCAAGCGGUACCGGAGCGCCAAGUCUAGGUCCAAAAGGCUCCUUAACAGCUUCUACCCCCAAGCCAUAAGACUACUGAACAAUUAAUCAAAUGGCCACCCGGACUAUUUACAUUGACCCCCCCCUUGUUUUUAAACUGCUGCUACUCGUUGUUUAUUAUCUAUGCAUAGUCACUUUACCCCUACCUACAUGUACAAAUUACCUCGACUAACCUGUACCCACAUUGACUCGGUACCGGUACCCCCUGUAUAUAACCUCGUUAUUGUUAUUUUAUUGUGUUACUUUUUAUUUUAUGUUUUACUUUAGUUUAUUUAGUAAAUAUUGUCUUAACUCUAUUUCUUGAACUGCAUUGUUGGUUAAGGGCUUUUAAGUAAGCAUUUCAUGUUAAGGUCUACACCUGUUGUAUUCGGCAUAUGUGACAAAUACAAUUUGAUUUGAUAAUUCCUGGAAGCUGAAAAUGGCCCAGUUCUUCCAUGGCCUGCAUACUCACCAGACAUGUCAUCCAUUGAGCAUGUUUGGGAUGCUUUAAAUUGACAUGUACGGCAGCGUGUUCCAGUUCCCGCCAAUAGCCAGCAACUUCGCACAGCCAUUGAAGAGGAGUGGGACAACAUUCCACAGGCCACAAUCAACAGCUUGAUCAACUCUAUGCGAAUGAGAUGUGUCACGCUGCAUCUGGUCACACCAGAUACUGACUGGUUUUCUGAUCCACGCCCCUCCCUUUUUUUUAAAGGUAUCUGUGAACAACAUAUGUAUAUCUGUGUUCCCAGUCAUGUGAAAUCCAUGGAUUAGGGCCUAAUGAAUUUAUUUCAAUUGACUGAUUUCCUUAUAUGAACUGUAACUCAGUAAAAUCUUUGAAAUUGUUGCAUGUUGCAUUUAUAUUUUUGUUCAGUGUAGAUCAUAAGAUCAUAUUGAUCUUUCACAGUGCUCUUGCUCAAUUAAAAAGUUGGUGCAUUGAAAUAUAAACAUCAUGGGCCAAUUGCAACCAGAUUAUCACCAUCUGAUAAUGUUCAACCUUCCCAAGUUCUCUCACGUCCACCUCCGUACCUUCAGGCUCUGAUCAGUCCCUACACCCAAACGAGGGCAUUGUGUUCAUCCACCUCUGGCCUGCUGGCCCCCCUACCUCUGCGGAAGCACAGUUCCCGCUCAGCCCAGUCAAAACUGCUCGCUGCCCUGGCACCCCAAUGGUGGAACAAGCUCCCUCACGACGCCAGGACAGCGGAGUCACUCACCACAUUCCGGAGACACUUGAAACCCCACCUCUUUAAGGAAUACCUGGGAUAGGAUAAAGUAAUCAUUCUACCCCCCCUUACCCCACCCCCCCAAUUUUUUUUUUUAUAUAUAUAUAUAUAUACAGUGAGGGAAAAAAGUAUUUGAUCCCCUGCUGAUUUUUUACGUUUGCCCACUGACAAAGAAAUGAUCAGUCUAUAAUUUUAAUGGUAGGUUUAUUUGAACAGUGAGAGACAGAAUAACAACAACAGAAAUCCAGAAAAACGCAUGUCAAAAAUGUUAUAAAUUGAUUUGCAUUUUAAUGAGGGAAAUAAGUAUUUGACCCCCUCUCAAUCAGAAAGAUUUCUGGCUCCCAGGUGUCUUUUAUACAGGUAACGAGCUGAGAUUAGGAGCACACUCUUAAAGGAAGUGCUCCUAAUCUCAGUUUGUUACCUGUAUAAAAGACACCUGUCCACAGAAGCAAUCAAUCAAUCAGAUUCCAAACUCUCCACCAUGGCCAAGACCAAAGAGCUCUCCAAGGAUGUCAGGGACAAGAUUGUAGACCUACACAAGGCUGGAAUGGGCUACAAGACCAUCGCCAAGCAGCUUGGUGAGAAGGUGACAACAGUUGGUGCGAUUAUUCGCAAAUGGAAGAAACACAAAAUAACUGUCAAUCUCCCUCGGCCUGGGGCUCCAUGCAAGAUCUCACCUCGUGGAGUUGCAAUGAUCAUGAGAACGGUGAGGAAUCAGCCCAGAACUACACGGGAGGAUCUUGUCAAUGAUCUCAAGGCAGCUGGGACCAUAGUCACCAAGAAAACAAUUGGUAACACACUACGCCGUGAAGGACUGAAAUCCUGCAGCGCCCGCAAGGUCCCCCUGCUCAAGAAAGCACAUAUACAGGGCCGUCUGAAGUUUGCCAGUGAACAUCUGAAUGAUUCAGAGGAGAACGGGGUGAAAGUGUUGUGGUCAGAUGAGACAAAAAUCGAGCUCUUUGGCAUCAACUUAACUCUCCGUGUUUGGAGGAGGAGGAAUGCUGCCUAUGACCCCAAGAACACCAUCCCCACCGUCAAACAUGGAGGUGGAAACAUUAUGCUUUGGGGGUGUUUUUCUGCUAAGGGGACAGGACAACUUCACCGCAUCAAAGGUACGAUGGACGUGGCCAUGUACCGUCAAAUCUUGGGUGAGAACCUCCUUCCCUCAGCCAGGGCAUUGAAAAUGGGUCAUGGAUGGGUAUUCCAGCAUGACAAUGACCCAAAACACACGGCCAAGGCAACAAAGGAGUGGCUCAAGAAGGAGCACAUUAAGGUCCUGGAGUGGCCUAGCCAGUCUCCAGACCUUAAUCCCAUAGAAAAUCUGUGGAGGGAGCUGAAGGUUCGAGUUGCCAAACGUCAGCCUCGAAACCUUAAUGACUUGGAGAAGAUCUGCAAAGAGGAGUGGAACAAAAUCCCUCCUGAGAUGUGUGCAAACCUGGUGGCCAGCUACAAGAAACGUCUGACCUCUGUGAUUGCCAAAAAGGGUUUUGCCACCAAGUACUAAGUCAUGUUUUGCAGAGGGGUCAAAUACUUAUUUCCCUCAUUAAAAUGCAAAUCAAUUUAUAACAUUUUUGACAUGCGUUUUUCUGUAUUUUUUGUUGUUGUUAUUCUGUCUCUCACUGUUCAAAUACUGUAAACCUACCAUUAAAAUUAUAGACUGAUCAUGUCUUUGUCAGUGGGCAAACGUAAAAAAUCAGCAGGGGAUCAAAUACCUUUUUCCCUCACUGUAUAUAUAUAUAUAUACAGUGGGGGGAAAAAGUAUUUAGUCAGCCACCAAUUGUGCAAGUUCUCCCACUUAAAAAGAUGAGAGAGGCCUGUAAUUGUCAUCAUAGGUACACGUGAACUAUGACAGACAAAAUGAGAAAAAAAAAUCCCGAAAAUCACAUUGUAGGAUUUUUAAUGAAUUAAUUUGCAAAUUAUGGUGGAAAAUAAGAAUUUGGUCAAUAACAAAAGUUUCUCAAUACUUUGUUAUAUACCCUUUGUUGGCAAUGACACAGGUCAAACGAUUUCUGUAAGUCUUCACAAGGUUUUCACACACUGUUGCUGGUAUUUUGGCCCAUUCCUCCAUGCAGAUCUCCUCUAGAGCAAUGAUGUUUUGGGGCUGUCGCUGGGCAACACAGACUUUCAACUCCCUCCAAAGAUUUUCUAUGGGGUUGAGAUCUGGAGACUGGCUAGGCCACUCCAGGACCUUGAAAUGCUUCUUACGAAGCCACUCCUUCGUUGCCCGGGCGGUGUGUUUGGGAUCAUUGUCAUGCUGAAAGACCCAGCCACAUUUCAUCUUCAAUGCCCUUGCUGAUGGAAGGAGGUUUUCACUCAAAAUCUCACGAUACAUGGCCCCAUUCAUUCUUUCCUUUACACGGAUCAGUCGUCCUGGUCCCUUUGCAGAAAAACAGCCCCAAAGCAUGAUGUUUCCACCCCCAUGCUUCACAGUAGGUAUGGUGUUCUUUGGAUUUAACUCAGCAUUCUUUGUCCUCCAAACACGACGAGUUGAGUUUUUACCAAAAAGUUAUAUUUUGGUUUCAUCUGACCAUAUGACAUUCUCCCAAUCCUCUUCUGGAUCAUCCAAAUGCACUCUAGCAAACUUCAGACGGGCCUGGACAUGUACUGGCUUAAGCAGGGGGACACGUCUGGCACUGCAGGAUUUGAGUCCCUGGCGGCGUAGUGUGUUACUGAUGGUAGGCUUUGUUACUUUGGUCCCAGCUCUCUGCAGGUCAUUCACUAGGUCCCCCCGUGUGGUUCUGGGAUUUUUGCUCACCGUUCUUGUGAUCAUUUGACCCCACGGGGUGAGAUCUUGCGUGGAGCCCCAGAUCGAGGGAGAUUAUCAGUGGUCUUGUAGUCUUCCAUUUCCUAAUAAUUGCUCCCACAGUUGAUUUCUUCAAACCAAGCUGCUUACCUAUUGCAGAUUCAGUCUUCCCAGCCUGGUGCAGGUCUACAAUUUUGUUUCUGGUGUCCUUUGACAGCUCUUUGGUCUUGGCCAUAGUGGAGUUUGGAGUGUGACUGUUUGAGGUUGUGGACAGGUGUCUUUUAUACUGAUAACAAGUUCAAACAGGUGCCAUUAAUACAGGUAACGAGUGGAGGACAGAGGAGCCUCUUAAAGAAGAAGUUACAGGUCUGUGAGAGCUAGAAAUCGUGCUUGUUUGUAGGUGACCAAAUACUUAUUUUCCACCUUAAUUUGCAAAUAAAUUCAUUAAAAAUCCUACAAUGUGAUUUUCUGGAAAAAAAAUCUCAAUUUGUCUGUCAUAGUUGACGUGUACCUAUGAUGAAAAUUACAGGCCUCUCUCAUCUUUUUAAGUGGGAGAACUUGCACAAUUGGUGGCUGACUAAAUACUUUUUUUCCCCACUGUAUAUAUAUAUAUAUAUAUAUAUAUAUAUAUAUAUAUAUAUAUAUAUUAUAUAUAUUGUAAAGUGGUUGUCCCACUGGCUAUCAUAAGGUGAAUGCACCAAUUUGUAAGUCGCUCUGGAUAAGAGCGUCUGCUAAGUGACGAAAAUGUAAAUGUGAUCUGAUCUCUUGUUAAACCAUUAAUAUGCGUUAAAUUCACCCACAUAGCUGAUCUCAAUUUGCAAACAUUAUUGGUCACCUCAUUACCAUUCCUUAUAAGGUGAUGUUGGUAUUACAUUAGUCCUGCUUGCUUUCAAAGGGUUUCAAGAUAUGUUCACCCUCCGGUGGGUAUUAUCAUCAGAAAAAUGUCAUUUAUCUAUUUGACAAUCAUUCCGUAGAACUGAACUAGUAUUUCCAGCUGAUGACAUCGUGGAUGGUGAAAAUUCCAUCUGAUGACAUCAUGGAUGGUGUCCAUGAUGCUCACAUCUAUUUGUUUUUCAAUGAUUUAUUAUUGUAUGUCCUCCUGUGUGUGCAGGUCAGUGGGUCCACUGGAACACGCGGGUAGAGGAGUACGUCUACCCAUCAGAUCUCACUCCAGAGUACGGAUCCAUCCUGGUCCCCAACGUGGACAAUGUCCGCACUGACUUCCUCAUCCAGACCAUCGCCAAUCAGGGCAAGGUGAGAGUCCAAAAACCUAACCCACCUAACCCUAACCCUUACUCUAACCCUCAUCCAAACCAUAGCCAAACAGGGCGAGGUGGGUGUCCGUAUUCACAAAGGGUCUCAGAGUAUUAGGGCUGAUCUAGGAUCAAGUCCCCUAUGUAUAUAUAAUCGUAUUCAUUAUUAUCUAAAAGGCUAUACUGAUCCUAUAUUAGCAAUCCUGUUCUGAGUAUUGUUAAUUUGGCUUCUAAGUGGAGGAUAAGUUACCCCCUAGCCAUGUGAUCUUGGUCAGAUCCUCAAGAGUAAUUCCUUCCUCGUUUUGUUGCAGGCUGUGCUGUUGAUCGGAGAGCAAGGCACAGCCAAGACGGUCAUCAUCAAGGGAUACAUGUCAAAGUACGACCCCGAAACUCACAUGGCCAAGAGUCUCAACUUCUCCUCCGCCACAACCCCACUCAUGUUCCAGGUAUUACACCUACAAAACAACACCACACACUUUCUGCUCUUUACUCUAACUUUUCAAGUUUUAGAUGGGUAGGACUUUCUAAGAUCAGUUGUGAAUGAAUGAAAAUGUUUUCCAGUCACUUGUCAGUAAGUUUAUCUGACUACUCAGGUCUAUGCACCAUUUAUUUACAGUAACAAUACUUCAAAUGUGCAUUUUGUUCCCUUAUUCACUGUCUGUAAAGAUGAAACACUUUCUUUCUUUCUCUCCAGCGGACUGUGGAGAGCUAUGUGGACAAGCGGAUGGGCACCACCUACGGCCCUCCUGCAGGGAAGAAGAUGUCCAUCUUUGUGGACGACAUCAACAUGCCAGUCAUCAAUGAUUGGGGAGAUCAGGUCGGACUCAAACUCAGCACUCAUUAAAUCACCAUAGCGAAAGACAAAAAAGUGCACGUUUUCCCAUUUGUUUUCCUGGGAAACCUUACCAUAUGAAAUUGCAACCCGAGAGUGUACAGAUUAUUCUGCCUUUUUACCUAAUUUCCUAAUUUGUCUCACCCCGCUUUAGGUCACCAAUGAGAUAGUCCGCCAGCUGAUGGAACAGAACGGGUUCUUCAAUCUGGAGAAGCCGGGGGAGUUCACCAAUAUUGUGGACAUCCAGUUCCUGGCAGCGAUGAUCCACCCAGGGGGAGGCCGCAACGACAUCCCCCAGAGACUGAAGAGGCAGUUCUCCAUCUUCAACUGCACCCUGCCCUCCAACGCAUCCAUCGACAAGAUAUUUGGUGGGUUUGGCUCCUUAAAAACUCUGAAAUUGCAUCUGUGUGUGGAGACUCUAUGGUUUAGCUUCUUGAUCAGUGUGGGUUUCCCUCUCCCCCUCUAGCAUAUUUAAAAAAGAAAAUUAUUGAAUACCCUGUAAUUUGAGUUACCUGUACUACUUCUCAUCCAUUUACACUGGGCUUCUUGUCAUUUUGACUAUAUUAGAUAUCUAUAUAUACAUAUAUAAUUACACCAUUAUAUAUCUCUCAACAAAAACACUAUUUUCUUUCACUUAUUUACCUCAAUGCUUCGUCCACCUUCACGUCGUCAACCCCUGUUCCCCUCACCUCACUCCUUUCCCUGACCAGGAGUCAUCGGGACAGGACACUACUGUGCCAGGCGAGGCUUCACAGAAGAGGUGCGUGGAACUGUGGCCAAGCUGGUGCCGCUGACCCGUCGGCUGUGGCAGAUGACCAAGGUCAAGAUGCUGCCCACUCCGGCCAAGUUCCACUACAUCUUCAACCUCAGAGACUUGUCCAGAGUCUGGCAGGGCAUGCUCAACCCAACCGCUGAGGUGGUCAACUCUCUUACUGUGAGUCCAUUCAAACGUUCCAGUAAAACUUUAUUUGGGUAUUCUAUCUGUAGAUUCUCUACAGACUAUCAGUAACAUUUAAACUAACUAUCAACUAACCCUAACCUUAACCCUUACCCUAACCCUUAUUCUAAACCUAACUCUAACUGUAAUCUUAGAAAACAGUUGCUUAUCAACACAUAGUUUGUUGAUAGUAUGACAUGCUCUACAGAUGGACUAUCUGGACUAUCCAAAUAAAGUGUGACUGAAUUUCCUCUUGAAAGACAAUAAACAUAAUCAAUCAAUCCAAUACAACUAGAGGAAUAAAUAUCAAAAGGUUACUCACUGGAUCCAAAGGUCUGAAUGAACUGAGAAAAAUAGCUAUGGCUUCUGUCCUAAAUUACAGUAAGAUUCGAGACAUUUAAUCAGCAGUUGUUCUGUGAAUGUAGACUUAACAUUUCCAUGAGACAAAUGUUGUUUUAUUUUGACCCUGUAUGCUGUAGGUGUUGCUUCAGCUGUGGAAGCAUGAGUGUAAGCGUGUGAUCGCGGACCGGUUCACCAUGCCAGAAGAUGUAGCCUGGUUCGACAGGGCCCUGGCCAAGCUAGUAGAGGAGGAGCUAGGAGAGGAAGAGAGGGCUGUGGUCGACUUCGGGGUAGACGGCUACUUUGUUGACUUCCUGAGAGAUGCUCCUGAAGCUACAGGUAUAGCCAAAGCACCAGGUACUGUAUAGCCCCUUCACAUGCAUACACUAUCUAUCGCAUGAUCCUGCAUGAGAUAAGUCAUUUGCAGUUUUUUAACCCUUAUUGUCUAUAUUAAAUAUGUGCUGUAUUUUUCUACCAUGUAUUAAGGAUUCAAACAGUACAUUCUAAGAUGGUGUGUUAAGGUUUAUUAUUAUGUUGUAUAUAUUGCAGUUUAAAGCUGAAUUUCAGGUUAUUAUAUUAAAUUAAUAUAUAUAUAUAUAUAUAUAUAUAUAUAUAUAUAUAUAUAUAUAUAUAUAUACAAUAAUAAAUACAAAAUACUUUUUUUAUUUAAAUUCAAGUUGCUUCAAUAUUGACAAAUCAAGCAAACUAGCUAUGUGCUAGCAGAGAGUUGGAUCAUUUGAAUGGGAUAAUCUGGCAUUAAAAAUGACUACAUUUUUCCCACCAGGUGAGGAGCCAGAGGAUACAGACUUUGAGAUGCCCAAGGUGUAUGAGCCCAUCGAGUCGCUUGAGAGCCUGAUGGACAGGCUCAACAUGUUCCUUGACCAGUACAACGAUAGCAUCAGAGGAGCUGGCAUGGACAUGGUGUUCUUCAGAGAUGCUAUGAUACACCUGGUCAAGGUAGAGGGAAACUGUCAUUAUGCUCACUUGUAGUUAUAGGUGUUUAUGAGCAAUUAUUACCACCUUUGUCAUGAAUUAUAGUGCAUCGUGUAUAGAUCAUAAGGUAUUAUAAACAUGCUUAUAUCACAUUACAAUGAGGGUCUUCAUAGAAAAUAUUACUAAACAUUCCCAUUGGAAGCUUUUGAAAGGCUUAGCUAUUGUCAAGUGUCAAUGUGCAGCGGUAGGACGGAGUCAGGCGCAGGACACAGAACUGAGUAAACGACGUACUUUACUCGAUAAAGUAACCAACACUAAUUUCCACGCAGGGAAAACACACCAGCUCACAUAAGUCUUAGACACAAAACAAAGAACAAACACGCACAAAACCAUGUGGGAACCAGAGGGUUAAAUAGGGAAAUAAUAUAAUGUAAUGGGAACCAGGUGUGUACAAUCAAGACAAAACAAAUGGAAAAAGAAACGUAGAUCGGUGGCAGCUAGAAAGCCGGUGACGACGACCGCCGAACGCCGCCCGAACAAGGAGAGGCACUAACUUCGGCGGAAGUUGUGACAGUACCCCCCCCCUUGACGCGCAGCUCUAGCAGCGCGCCGACACCGGCCUCGGGGACGACCCGGACCGUACCCCUUCCACUCCACGAGGUACUGAAGGCCCCUCGCCUGACGCCUUGAGUCCAUGAUGGCUCGUACAGUAUACGCCGGGACCCCCUCGAUGUCCAGAGGGGGCGGAGGAACCUCCCGCACCUCAGACUGCGGGAGCAGACCUGCCACCACCGGCCUGAGGAGAGACACAUGGAACGAGGGGUUAAUACAGUAAUCAGGGGGAGCUGUAACCUAUAGCAUACCUCGUUCUGUCUCCUCAGGACUUUAAAUGGCCCCACAAACCGCGGACCCAGCUUCCGGCAGGGCAGGCGAAGGGGCAGGUUUCGGGUCGAGAGCCAGACCCGGUCCCCCGGUGCAUACACCAGGGCCUCACUGCGGUGGCGGUCGGCACUCGCCUUCUGUCACCUGAUGGCCCGUUGCAGGCGCACAUGGGCAGCGUCCCAUGUCUCCUCCAGAGCGCCGAAACCAUUCAUCCACCGCAGGUGCCUCGAUCUGGCUCUGAUGCCACAGUGCCAGGACCGGCUGAUACCCUAGUACACACUGAAACGGAGACAUGUUAGUGGAGGAGUGGUGGAGGGAGUUUUGGGCCAUCUCUGCCCAGGGGAUGAAAGCCGCCCCUCCCCCAGCCGGUCCUGGCAAUAGGACCGCAGAAACCUACCCACAUCCUGGUUAACUCUCUCCACCUGCCCAUUACUCUCGGUAUGGUUUGGAUUCUCCACCAUAGUUGCACCUAUGGAAACACCUACACACCUCCCUGAGCACUGACGUGACCAUCCCUUGAGAGCCCUCUGUUGCCACGAAAUAGUGGGGUCAUGAGAGGCCAACCAGGGAAACCCCAACACCACAGGAAACGCAGGAGAAUCGAUCAGGAAGAGACUAAUUCUCUCCUCAUGACCCUCCUGCGUUUUCAUACAUGGUGGAGCUGUGACCUCCCUAAUCAGGACCAAUCCUAGAGGAUGACUAUCUAAGGCAUGUACAGGGAAGGGCACAUCAACAGGAACAAUAGGGAUCCCUAAUCUAUGUGCAAAUAAACGGUCCAUAAAGUUCCCAGCUGCGCCUGAAUCUACUAGUGCCUUAUGCUGGGAAUGCGGGGAAAACUCAGGAAAUUCUAUGCAUACACACAUGUGCGCAACAGGGAGCUCUGGGUGAGUCGGGUGCCUACUCACCUGGGAUGAUCCACCAGUGCCCUGCCUGCUGCCUCGACUCCUUCGGGAACCUCCCCAGCACCGACCAGCAGUGUGCCCUCUGCGGCCACAGUUGGUGCAGGAAACGUCCCCCCCUCCGGUCACCCUUAGAGCAGCACCUCCGAGCUCCAUAGGGGUAGGGUCGGAGGUGCUGGGGGAUGGAAUGGACGGACCCUGACCCGGACGUCCACGGGUGGCCAACAGGUUAUCCAGCCGAAUAGAUAAAUCCACCAGCUGGUCGAUGGUAAGGGUGGUGUCCCUGCAUGCCAGCACCCGACGAACGUCCUCACGUAGACUACACCGGUAAUGGUCGAUCAGGGCCCUCUCAUUCCAUCCCGCGCUGGCAGCCAAGGUCCUGAAGUCCAGUGCGAAGUCCUGUGCGCUCCUCUUCCCCUGUCUGAGGUGGAACAAGCGUUCCCCCGCCGCUCUCUCCUCAGGUGGAUGAUCGAAGACAGGGGAAGGGUGAAAUCCUCAUAGCGAACCAACGCUGCGUCUAUUCCUCCCCAUUCUGCGUUGUCCCACUCAAGCGCUCUCCCAGACAGACAGGAGAUGAGGGCAGACACGCUCUCGUAUCCCGAGGGAGCCGGGUGGAUGGUCGCCAGGUAGAGCUCCACCUGGAGCAGGAACCCCUGGCACCCAGCAGCCGUCCCAUCAUAUGCCCUCGGGAGCGAGAGCCGAAUCCCACUGGGUCCAGGUGACGGAGGGGUGGACAUCGGUGUGGGUUGAUCUGAAGUUGAUGGGGUUGUGGGAAAAAACCCUUUCUCCCAUCGCUCCAUGGUCUGCAACAUGGUCUGUGCCAAGAUUCUGGAGCAUCGUCGUGUGCUGCUGGACGCGCUCCUCCACGGGUACCGGAGGACUGGAUGCACCUGCUGACUCCAUAUAUGGUGCGUGUUUCUGUCAAGUGUCAAUGUGCAGCGGUAGGACGGAGUCAGCGCAGGACCAGAACUGAAAACAACGUACUUUACUCGAUAAAGUCACCAACACUACUUUCCUUCCACGCAGGAAAACCCUCCACUCACAUAGUCUUAGACACAAAACAAACAAACACGCACAAAACCUGUGGGAACCAGAGGGUUAAAUAGGGAAUAUAUAUGUACUGGGAACCAGGUGUGUACAAUCAGACAAAAUUCAAAUGGAAAAAGAAACGUAGAUCAGUGCAGCUAGAAGCCGGUGACGACGACCGCCGAACGCCGCCCGAACAAGGAGAGGCACCAACUUCGGCGGAAGUCGUGACAGCUAUCUUAAAGUCAGUCACCAAUGAGUGUACGCAUCAGAUCACUUGAUAUAAGAAUUGCUUCUAUUGAAAACAGAAAAGGAAGGAGUCACUCCCACUCCAACACUCCACCUGUCUGGUCUGUCUGUAGGUCUCCAGGAUCAUCCGCACGCCCAGAGGGAAUGCCCUUCUGGUAGGAGUUGGGGGAUCAGGCAAGCAGAGCCUGACUAAACUGGCUUCCUUCAUCGCCGGAUACAAGACCUUUCAGAUCACACUAACACGGUACAGACACACCCUCCAAUGUCUAUACUAGCAUACUACUACAUACUGCAUACUAAGUAGUAUGCUAGGAAGGGUAUUGGAACAGACACACAGUCUCAUACAGUCCCUUUACAACUGUAACAGGCAUUUGUAAUGUAUUGAACGUGGCCAUGCAGUUCUGUUUUCCUCCUGUAGAUGCACAGUGACUCUGCAAAUUUGUCUUUCCUCGAUUCCUCACGUCCCCUAUCCUUCACUAUUUUCACACCUUCACUAUCACCUGUAACAACCCUGUGUUCUGUCCUCAGUUCGUACAACACUGCUAACCUGAUGGAGGAUCUGAAGGGUCUGUACAGGACAGCAGGCCAGCAGGGAAAAGGCAUCAGCUUCAUCUUCACUGAUAACGAGAUCAAGGACGAGUCUUUCCUGGAGUACAUGAAUAAUGUGCUAUCGUCUGGAGAGGUCAGGACUCACAUUGAUCACAUGCACACACACACAUAGAGGGCACACAUAAAGCAUUCGAGCAUUUUCAAGAAGUUGUGUCAAUCUGUGUUUGAGAGAAACAAUUCUUGUACAUUAUAACUUGGAUAACUGUUGUUAUACAGUGGGGGAAAAAAGUAUUUAGUCAGCCACCAAUUGUGCAAGUUCUCCCACUUAAAAAGAUGAGAGAGGCCUGUAAUUUUCAUCAUAGGUACACGUCAACUAUGACAGACAAAUUGAGGGAAAAAAAUCCAGAAAAUCACAUUGUAGGAUUUAUUAUGAAUUUAUUUGCAAAUGAUGGUGGAAAAUAAGUAUUUGGUCACCUACAAACAAGCAAGAUUUCUGGCUCUCACAGACCUGUAACUUAUUCUUUAAGAGGCUCCUCUGUCCUCCACUCGUUACCUGUAUUAAUGGCACCUGUUUCAACUUGUUAUCAGUAUAAAAGACACCUGUCCACAACCUCAAACAGUCACACUCCAAACUCCACUAUGGCCAAGACCAAAGAGCUGUCAAAGGACACCAGAAACAAAAUUGUAGACCUGCACCAGGCUGGGAAGACUGAAUCUGCAAUAGGUAAGCAGCUUGGUUUGAAGAAAUCAACUGUGGGAGCAAUUAUUAGGAAAUGGAAGACAUACAAGACCACUGAUAAUCUCCCUCGAUCUGGGGCUCCACGCAAGAUCUCACCCCGUGGGGUCAAAAUGAUCACAAGAACGGUGAGCAAAAAUCCCAGAACCACACGGGGGGACCUAGUGAAUGACCUGCAGAGAGCUGGGACCAAAGUAACAAAGCCUACCAUCAGUAACACACUACGCCGCCAGGGACUCAAAUCCUGCAGUGCCAGACGUGUCCCCCUGCUUAAGCCAGUACAUGUCCAGGCCCGUCUGAAGUUUGCCAGAGUGCAUUUGGAUGACCCAGAAGAGGAUUGGGAGAAUGUCAUAUGGUCAGAUGAAACCAAAAUAUAACUUUUUGGUAAAAACUCAACUCGUCGUGUUUGGAGGACAAAGAAUGCUGAGUUGCAUCCAAAGAACACCAUACCUACUGUGAAGCAUGGGGGUGGAAACAUCAUGCUUUGGGGCUGUUUUUCUGCAAAGGGACCAGGACGACUGAUCCGUGUAAAGGAAAGAAUGAAUGGGGCCAUGUAUCGUGAGAUUUUGAGUGAAAACCUCCUUCCAUCAGCAAGGGCAUUGAAGAUGAAACGUGGCUGGGUCUUUCAGCAUGACAAUGAUCCCAAACACACCGCCCGGGCAACGAAGGAGUGGCUUCGUAAGAAGCAUUUCAAGGUCCUGGAGUGGCCUAGCCAGUCUCCAGAUCUCAACCCCAUAGAAAAUCUUUGGAGGGAGUUGAAAGUCCGUGUUGCCCAGCGACAGCCCCAAAACAUCACUGCUCUAGAGGAGAUCUGCAUGGAGGAAUGGGCCAAAAUACCAGCAACAGUGUGUGAAAACCUUGUGAAGACUUACAGAAAACGUUUGACCUGUGUCAUUGCCAACAAAGGGUAUAUAACAAAGUAUUGAGAAACUUUUGUUAUUGACCAAAUACUUAUUUUCCACCAUAAUUUGCAAAUAAAUUCAUUAAAAAUCCUACAAUGUGAUUUUCUGGAUUUUUUUUCCUCAUUUUGUCUGUCAUAGUUGACGUGUACCUAUGAUGAAAAUUACAGGCCUCUCUCAUCUUUUUAAGUGGGAGAACGUGCACAAUUGGUGGCUGACUAAAUACUUUUUUCCCCACUGUAUAUUGUGCUGGUUUUUUCAGGUAUCAAACUUGUUCGCUCGAGAUGAAAUUGACGAGAUCAUCAGUGACCUCAUACCAGUCAUGAAAAGAGAGUUUCCUCGGCGACCACCGACCAAUGAGAACCUCCAUGACUACUUUAUGAGCAGGGUCAGACAGAACCUUCACGUGGUUCUCUGCUUCUCUCCCGUGGGGGAAAAGUUCCGGAACAGAGCCCUGAAGUUCCCUGCCCUCAUCUCCGGCUGCACCAUGGACUGGUUCAGCCGCUGGCCCAAAGAUGCUCUGAUCGCAGGUGUGUGUGUGUGUCCGUUUGUGUAUAUGCAUGUGUUUUCGUCUCUGUGUAUGCGCACAUACAGUAUAAAUCUAUACUGCACACUUUAAUAGUGAUUUGCUUCAAUCUCCAAUCUGUUUACUCUCCAGUGUCAGAGCACUUCCUGUCCACCUAUGACAUCGACUGUUCGACCGUGGUGAAGGGAGAGGUGGUGCAGUGUAUGGGCUCCUUCCAGGACGGCGUGGCAGAGAAGUGUGUAGAUUACUUCCAGAGGUACCGCCGCGCCACACACGUCACUCCCAAGUCCUACCUCUCCUUCAUCCAGGGAUACAAGACCAUCUAUAAGGAGAAGCACUCCGAGGUGCAGACACUGGCACACAGGUAAUUACGGUACUUCCUUACUUACUUAAUGCUCUUCGUUACUAUGUGGAACAUACGGCUUCACAGUACACCAUGGUCUAAAGAAAUGAUCGUUGUUUAUCACAGCAUUUCUUAUCUAUUGUAAUGCCGUGUGUCUAUCACAUGAUUGAAUAGAAUACUAGUAUUAUAUAGUAUUAUAUUCUAUAUACCAAUACAUGGUGUCUACUAUACUAUAUUGUGCUCUUAGCAUUCUGCCUUUCAGUCAUCCUUUUACUCAUUAAUAUGUGUUCAAGAAAGAUUAGACCAAAUUUACCUGGUAUACUUGUAUAAUAGAAUGAUUGUUGAUCCCAUUCUGUUUCCCCAUCAGGAUGAACACAGGUCUUCAGAAGCUGAAGGAGGCCUCUGUGUCUGUAGCAUUACUCAGCAAAGAGCUGGAGGUCAAAGAGAAGGAGCUGCAGAUCGCCAACGAGAAGGCAGACAUGGUGUGUGUGUGUGUGUGUGUGUGUGUGUGUGUGUGUGUGUGUGUGUGUGUGUGUGAGUGUGUUUGGUGUAUGUUAGUCCUCUAUCUCUUAAUUCCCAGUCACAGACUUACGAAAUACCAAUACCAGAACUUUGAAGUGUACACAUACUGAACAAAAAUAUAAACGCACCAUGCAACAAUUUCAAAGAUUUUACUGAGUGACAGUUCAUAUAAGGAAAUCUUUAGGCCCUUAUCUACUUAUCUAUCGAUUUCACAUGACUGGGCAAGGGUGCAGCCAUGGGUGGGCAUUGGCCCACCCACUUGGCAGCCAGGCCCACCCACUGGGGAGACAGGCCCAGCCAAUCAGAAUUAGUUUUUCCCCACAAAAGGGCUUUAUUACAGACAGAAAUACUCCUCAGCAACCCCCCUCCACCCCCUCAGACGAUCCCGCAGGUGAAGAAGCUGGAUAUGGAGGUCCUGGGCUGGUGUGGUUACACGUGGUCUGCGAUUAUGAGGCCGGUUGGACGUACCACCAAAUUCUCUAAAACGACAUUGGAGGCAGUUUAUGGUAGAGAAAUUAACAUUAAAUUAUUUGGCAACAGCUCUGGUGAACAUUCCUGCAGUCAGCAUGCAAGUUGCACACUCCCUCAAAACUUGAGACAUUGGUGGCAUUGUAUUGUGUGACAAAACUGCACAUUUUAAAGUUUCCUUUUAUUGUCCCCAGCACAAGGUGCACCUGUGUAAGGAUCAUGCUGUUUAAUCAGCUUCUUGAUAUGCCGCACCUGUCAGGUGGAUGGAUUAUCUUGGCAAAGGACAAAUGCUCACUAACAGGGAUGUAAACAAAUUUGUGCACAAAAUUUGAGAGAAAUAAAGCUGGAAAAUGUAGGAUAUUUUUUAUUUCAGAUCAUAAAACAUGGGACCAACACUAUUCAUGUUGCGUUUAUAUUUGUAUUCAGUGUAUAACGACACAAUAACUCCACACUUUGGAAAAGUUAAAAAAAUAAAGUUGCUUUAUGCAAACCAAAAGAUGCACCUCUCUUCCUGUCUCUCUUGUGAUGGUUUGUUGUGUCUCAGGUGUUGAAGGUGGUGACAGUGAAGGCCCAGGCAGCAGAGAAGGUCAAGGUGGAGGUCCAGAAGGUCAAGGAUAAGGCCCAGGCCAUAGUGGACAGCAUCUCUGCUGACAAGGCCUUCGCUGAGGAGAAGCUGGAGGCUGCCAAGCCAGCCCUGGAGGAGGCUGAGGGUGCACUACAGGUCUGUUGGGAGGGGGCAGAGGGGGCACUACAGGUCUGUUGGGAGGGGGCAGAGGGGGUGAGUGGGGGACAAGGGGGUUCUUCUGAGUAGCAUCAGACCCAGUCAUUGCUUCAAGUUCAGAUCUCCAAUUGUGUUUGGUGUGGCCCUCUCUGACCAUGGAUGCACUUGAUUAAGCUGGAGUUUACACUUUUAAGACAAUUCCAUUGGUUCCAUUGUACCUGGAAAAAUCAGUUUUGACAAAUGUAUUUGACCCAAUUCUUGUCCCUCAACGUCAGGGGUGGGCAACAUACGAGCCCAUUCAUACUGGCCGAGGGGAGGUUUAAAAUAAAAUAAAAAAUAAAAUAGAUUAUCUUGGGAUAAAAAAACACUUCAGGCCACUCUUGAAUGUUGAAAGCUAGAUAGAAAGUAUGUAAAAAAUAUAAUGGACCAAAUAACUGCCGCAAAUUGCCCUCCGCUGAAUUUUGAAAUCCCGACGUGGCCCUCGAGCUGAAAUGAUUGCCCACCCCUGCUCAACGUGGUAGUUCUCUCUCUGUAUAUCUGGUGAGAAUAUUUAGUGAAUGUUCCCUCAGUUACUUAUGCAGUUGUAUUCCUUCCUCCUGUAUUCAUCAGACCAUCAAGCCGUCGGACAUCGCCACGGUGCGGACCCUGGGUCGGCCUCCCCACCUCAUCAUGAGGAUCAUGGACUGUGUUCUGCUGCUGUUCCAGAGGAGGGUGAACACGGUGAAGAUCGACCCGGAGAAGAACUGCACCAUACCCUCCUGGCAGGAGUCCCUCAAACUCAUGACUGCUGGGAACUUCCUGGGCAGUCUGCAGGUAGGAAACAGAUGGCCAGCAUCUAAGUAGUAUUACUUAGAUAAGCAAAUUAAGUAUUACAGUGUGCAGGUACGACAUCUACACACUGUAACCAGACUACACUGUGCAUUUCUACAGUAACAUACUACACUAUAGACACUAUACUACAGGGACAUAUGACCAGGAAAUCAACUCAGGCUCUGUUGUCUCUCUCUAACAGCAAUUCCCCAAAGACAGUAUCAAUGAGGAGAUGGUGGAACUACUGCUGCCUUACUUUGACAUGCCAGACUACACCCUGGAGACGGCCAAGCGCGUGUGUGGAAACGUGGCCGGUCUGGCCUCCUGGACCAAAGCCAUGGCCUCCUUCUUCUCCAUCAACAAGGAGGUGCUCCCAUUAAAGGUGGGUCUAUCCCAGGCAACCACAGGCUAAAUCAAUUUCAGGGGUAUUUCACGAACUUGGUCAAAUCGCUCCAUUGUGUAACACCACCCGCGUCUCUGAUAACCUUUGACAUGUGUACCACAAACUUGCUAAUUUAUUUGUUGUUUCCAGUACAUUUUGUGUCCAGUUAAUAUUUGAUACUGUUCUUCCCUCUUAGGCAAACCUGGCAGUGCAGCAGAACCGGCUGGCCAUAGCCAACAUGGACCUGCAGACGGCCCAGGCAGAGCUGGAUGACAAGCAGGCAGAGCUGGAUGUGUUGCAAGCAGAGUAUGAGAAGGCCAUGAUGGAGAAACAGGUACUGAACACCUCUCUUCUCAUUGUCUUACAUUAAAAAAUAAAUAAAAAAUAUUAUGUUAAAAACAUAUAUUCUCUCUCUCUCUCUCUGCCUCGCUCUCAGACUCUGUUGGAGGAUGCUGAACGCUGCAGACACAAGAUGCAGACAGCCUCUAGCCUCAUCAGUGGUCUGGCUGGAGAGAAGGAGCGUUGGACAGGGCAGAGCAAAGAGUUUGCCGCCCAGACCAAGCGCCUUGUAGGUGGGUUCAUUCAACCCUUUUUUCUCAGCCUUUUUUACAGUAAUAACAGGGCUAACUUUCCCAAAAGCUUUGUAUGACCUUUUGUCCAUUGUCCACAAUUCUCUACAUCUUUUUUUUUUCGGGAAAUGCUCUGAACCGGUUGCUACUGUACCAUAUUUUUCAAUGUGUAUUAGUAUUUUAUCUGUAGUUAUGCUAUACAGUAGGAUGGAGGCGUGAACCAACCAAUGUGUGCUUACUUCCUGGUUCAGGUGACGUCUUAUUGGCCACGGCCUUUCUGUCCUACUCCGGCCCCUUCAACCAGGAGUUCCGGAACCUUCUCCUGACUGACUGGCAGAGGGAGAUGAAGACCAGACGCAUCCCGUUCGGGAACAACCUCAACCUGACCGAGAUGCUGAUCGACGCGCCCACGGUCAGCGAGUGGAACCUUCAGGGCCUGCCCAACGAUGACCUUUCCAUCCAGAACGGGAUCAUCAUCACCAAGGCCUCACGCUUCCCUCUCCUCAUAGACCCUCAGACCCAGGGCAAGAUCUGGAUAAAAAAUAAAGAAUCCAGGAACGAGCUGCAGGUUGGGCUGCAUUCAUUUUCACACUAUUGUCCUCCUUCUCUCCCAUAACUAUGGCCUCCCAUUGUCCAGCCGAUAGAUUUUGUAUGUUUCCGAACAGCGGUUACACUAAUCUUAGGCUUAACUAACCUUUGGAUCUGUCAGAUCUUCCUUCUUGGUCAAGAAACUCUGUGUAAUGCUGUGUCAGUAAUGAGACAUUUUUGUGGUUCCCAGAUCACCUCCCUGAACCACAAGUACUUUAGGAACCACCUGGAGGACAGCCUGUCUCUGGGGCGCCCCCUACUGAUCGAGGACGUAGGGGAGGAGCUGGACCCGGCACUGGACAAUGUACUGGAGAAAAACUUCAUCAAGACGGGCUCCACUUAUAAGGUAUGUACUAUUAUCCUAACCACAUUGUCAAUUAUCACAUGAAACACAUUAUAAUAAUGGGGUUAUUAUCUCUGGGGCUAUUCUCUCUAAUCUAAUACAUCGAGAGCAUAAUUUGUCAAAAUUGAGUUAUUGACAUAACCUUGUUCGGUUCUAUGUUCUCUACCUAUAUAGUACUCUAAAUACCCCAAUUCAUAUGUUGUUAAGUUCAAAAGAAUACACAGCUGACACAAUUCAAACCAAUGAGGCUUCAGAACGUUUAAAGCCAAUUACCUCAGAAUCAUCUUUUUGCAGAUAGAACCUUAUAGUCCCAAGCUCUCAACAUUCAUGUGGCCUAUGUGUUUUAUUUACCCUUAUAACAGUCACUGCGGGCAAAAAUUAGCUUGGUAUGUUAUUCUGGUUGCAAACGACAUCAGGAAAAUAUGUCAUAAUCCUGUUCAGCAGGAUUGAACGUUUUGGAAAGUUUGGAUAGAAAUAGGCUACGUAGAUCAAAGAUGCCUCUCUGACAUGUAGAAUAAGGAAUCACAUCAGCUCUAUUCAUGGCAUUUCUAUCUGCAACGUUCAAGAACGUUUGGCAACUAAACAUGGCCUUGAACCACAUUGACUUUCUCUUUUCCUGCACCAGGUGAAAGUGGGAGACAAGGAGGUGGAUGUGAUGAGGGGGUUCCGUCUUUAUGUGACCACUAAGCUCCCCAACCCAGCAUACACCCCAGAGAUCAGCGCCCGCACCUCCAUCAUAGACUUCACUGUCACCAUGAGGGGUCUGGAGGACCAGUUGCUGGGACGGGUCAUCCUCACUGAGAAACAGGUCAGGAACCACGUCCAAUCAUAUGCUUAUGAAAUCAUGGAGAAAAACAUUUGAAUGUAUCAACAAAAGGUCAUUUUGUUCUAGUUAUUUAAUAGUGAGCCUUUAUUAGAAUUGUACAUAGUGACCGUGACCACCCAUUUUGAAAUGCACUGAAUCACAUGAGCACAGUGCAUGAACCCAGCCAGGUCUGUAUGUAGAGAAGUGUUCAUAUGACCUGAAAAAUCAAUGUCUGUCUUGUUUGUUGGUCUGAACUGUGCUGUUCUGAGCUGUGUCUGACCGGUGCUCCAAUUUGCAUACCGCCCCAACAGAUCCACAGAUGAUGCAAUCUCUAUUGCACUCCACACUGCCCUUUCCCACCUGGACAAGAGGAACACCUACGUGAGAAUGCUAUUCAUUGACUACAGCUCAGCAUUCAACACCAUAGUGCCCUCUAAGCUCAUCACUAAGCUAAGGAUCCUGGGACUAAACACCUCCCUCUGCAACUGGAUCCUGGACUUCCUGACGGGCCGCCCCCAGGUGGUAAGGGUAGGUAACAACACAUCUGCCACACUGAUCCUCAACACGGGGGCCCCUCAGGGGUGCGUGCUCAGUCCCCUCCUGUACUCUCUGUUCACCCAUGACUGCAUGGCCAGGCACGACUCCAACACCAUCAUUAAGUUUGCCGACGACAUAACAGUGGUAGGCCUGAUCACCGACAACGAUGAGACAGCCUAUAGGGAGGAGGUCAGAGACCUGGCCGUGUGGUGCCAGGACAACAACCUCUCCCUCAACGUGACCAAGACAAAGGAGAUGAUUGUGGACUACAGGAAAAAAAAGAGGACUGAGCACGCCCCCAUUCUCAUCGACGGGGCUGUAGUGGAACAGGUUGAGAGCUUCAAGUUCCUUGGUGUCCACAUCACCAACGAACUAUCAUGGUCCAAACACACCAAGACAGUCGUGAAGAGGGCACGACAAAGCCUAUUCCCCCUCAGGAGACUGAAAAGAUUUGGCAUGGGUCCUCAGAUCCUCAAAAAAUUCUACAGCUGCACCAUCGAGAGCAUCCUGACUGGUUGCAUCACCGCCUGGUAUGGCAACUGCUUGGCCUCCGACCGCAAGGCACUACAGAGGGUAGUGUGUACGGCCCAGUACAUCACUGGGGCCAAGCUUCCUGCCAUCCAGGACCUCUAUACCAGGCGGUGUCAGAGGAAGGCCCUCAAAAUUGUCAAAGACUCCAGCCACCCUAGUCAUAGACUGUUCUCCCUGCUACCGGUACCGGAGUGCCAAGUCUAGGUCCAAAAGACUUCUUGUAGAGAAGUGUUCAUAUGACCUGAAAAAUCAAUGUCUGUCUUGUUGUUGGUCUGAACUGUGCUGUUCUGAGCUGUGUCUGACCGGUGUUUCUGCCUGUUGGAGAAGGAGCGUACGGACCUGCUGGAGGACGUGACGGCCAACAAGAACAUUAGUGUCUGAACAGUGUUCUUAUCUAUCCCUGUUAUAUCUAGGAGUUGGAGAAGGAGCGCACAGACCUGCUGGAAGAUGUAACGGCCAACAAGAGGAAGAUGAAAGAGCUGGAGGACAACCUGCUGUAUCGUCUGACCUCUACCCAGGGUUCCCUGGUGGACGACGAGAGCCUCAUCAUCGUCCUGGGCAACACCAAGCGCACCGCCGAGGACGUCACACAGAAACUACAGAUUGCAGCCGAGACCGAGAUCCAGAUCAACACUGCUAGAGAGGAGUACAGACCUGGUGAGUUGGUUGUACUGUGGUUAGGGUAGAGUUAUUCUUGGUACAGACCUGGUGAGUUGGUUGUACUGUGGUUAGGGUAGAAUUAUUCUCGGUACAGACCUGGUGAGUUUGUUGUACUGUGGUUAGGGUAGAAUUAUUCUCGGUACAGACCUGGUGAGUUGGUUGUACUGUGGUUAGGGUAGAGUUAUUCUCGGUACAGACCUGGUGAGUUGGUUGUACUGUGGUUAGGGUAGAAUUAUUCUCGGUACAGACCUGGUGAGUUGGUUGUACUGUGGUUAGGGUAGAAUUAUUCUCGGUACAGACCUGGUGGUUGGUUGUACUGUGGUUAGGGUAGAAUUAUUCUCGGUACAGACCUGGUGAGUUGGUUGUACUGUGGUUAGGGUAGAAUUAUUCUCGGUACAGACCUGGUGAGUUGGUUGUACUGUGGUUAGGGUAGAGUUAUUCUCGGUACAGACCUGGUGAGUUGGUUGUACUGUGGUUAGGGUAGAGUUAUUCUCGGUACAGACCUGGUGAGUUGGUUGUACUGUGGUUAGGGUAGAGUUAUUCUCGGUACAGACCUGGUGGUUGGUUGUACUGUGGUUAGGGUAGAGUUAUUCUCGUACAGACCUGGGGUUGGUUGUACUGUGGUUAGGGUAGAUUAUUCUCGGUACAGACCUGGGUGAGUUGGUUUUACUGUGGUUAGGGUAGAGUUAUUCUCGGUACAGACCUGGGAGUUGGGUUGUACUGUGGUUAGGUAGAGUUUUAUUCUCGGUACGAACCUGAGUCAUUUGUUGUACUGUGGUUAGGGUAGAGUUAUUCUCGGUACAGACCUGGUGAGUUGGGUGGGUUGUACUGUACCAGUUUGUUUUAGGGUAAGGGUUAACCCUAACCAAUCACAGUGCUCUGGUGGAUAGCAACUGGCACCACCUUGUGUUGACUGUUCUUCAGGAGCAAUCUAUUCCUCACACUUUUCAAGUGGCAAGUUUGUUUGAGCAGAGUUGAAUGUAUGAUAAUAUAGAAUGAACGUUGUCUGUCACUCACUGUCUGCCUGUUGUGUGUUAUUGUGCUGCUACAGUGGCCACCAGAGGCAGCAUCCUGUACUUCCUCAUCACUGUGAUGUCCAUGGUUAACGUCAUGUACCAAACGUCACUACGACAGUUCUUGGGAAUCUUUGACCUCUCUCUGGCCAGGUACAGUAGUAAUACACUUUUUCUUAUACAGAAUACCAUACAUUUGUAUUUAUGUAUUUCAUUUUAAUUAUUAGUCCUCAGUGGUUCAGUCAUUUUGUGUAACCAUUGAAUUGAAUGAAUAUAUAAUCAAUGAUUUGUGAAUUGAUAAGUUACACUGGGGGAUUUGUGGUUUUGCAAAGUAUUUUGUAUAGUUGUAGGAGUCGUCUGAUUCUUGAAGUAUAAUAUAUGAAACCAUAGCAACAGUUAUAUUUGAAUGUUAACAUAAUAACCACCACACUAUGCCUUCUCUGAACAGAUCAAUCAAAAGUCCAAUUACCAGCAAGCGAAUAGCGAACAUCAUUGAGCACAUGACCUUCGAGGUGCACAAGUACGCAGCCAGGGGUCUGUAUGAGGAGCACAAAUUCCUGUUUACCCUCCUGCUGACGCUGAAGAUCGACAUGCAGAGUAACCGUGUGAAACACGAUGAGUUCCUCACCCUCAUUAAAGGUGGGAAACAAACUCCAUCCUCCAAUUAAUUCCACCAAUCUGUAGUCCACAGUUAAUUCAGUCAUUGCUGAAAAUGUUGAAUACCAAAAUAUUGUUCAUUGCUCACAGACCAUUGACUUGGAAGGAACCUCCUCUAUCUGUCCUAUGCAGGAGGUGCCUCUCUGGAUCUGAAGGCUUGCCCCCAUAAGCCUGCCAAGUGGAUCUUAGACAUGACUUGGCUCAAUCUGGUUGAGCUCAGCAAACUGUGGCAGUUCUCUGAUAUCCUUGAUCAGGUGUGUUCCCCAUGCAGUGUUUUCUUACACUGCUACUUCAUGUUGUCACACUAAUACCCCCCCCCCCCACCACAGUAAACAACCCUAUUCAUUGUAAUGCUCCUCUGUGAUGACAGUGCUCCUUUUACUCCUCUGAGCUCUGUCAAAUAUGGCAUUGAACUGAGCUGUGUGUGUGUCUGUGUGUGUCCAGAUCUGUCGUAAUGAGAAGCAGUGGAAGGCAUGGUUUGAUAAGGAGGCCCCUGAGGAGGAGGGGAUCCCUAAUGCCUAUGACCAGACCCUGGACUGUUUCCACCGCCUGCUGCUCAUACGCUCCUGGUGCCCAGACAGGACCAUCGCACAGGUACACCUGUACCUCUCAUUGAAUGAUUCAAUCAAUCAAUUCAUUAAUCAAUCAAUCCAAGACAUAAUACUUUAUAAAAUGUCUACGCUUUUUGGUAUUUUCAUCAAAGCUUUGGACUGAGUUUUGAGUAUUUCUACUGCAUAUUGCUUGAAUCUAGUAGCAGGUGACUUUUUAACUAAUGCUUUACCUGUUGUCCUCCAGGCCCGUAAGUACAUAAUGGACUCGAUGGGAGAGAAGUAUGCAGAAGGAGUAAUCCUGGACCUGGAGAAGACAUGGGAGGAGUCAGACCCCCGGACCCCGCUCAUCUGCUUCCUGUCCAUGGGCUCAGACCCCACCGACUCCAUCAACGUCCUGGGGAAGAGGCUGAAGAUAGAGACGCGCUAUGUCUCCAUGGGCCAGGGACAGGAGGUCCACGCACGCAAGCUGCUCCAGCAGACCAUGGCCAACGUGAGUCCUAAACACAGCAUUAUAGUACACACUGACUGGACUCCUAACAGUCAAGUUAUAAUUAUCCUCGUCCCCAGGCUAUUGCGCUUAGUGAGGAAGUCUGGUACGCGAGACUAACUUAUUAGGAAUCAGCGUUCUGCCAUGAAUUGUGGUCCAUGCCAUCUCAUUUGUAAUCAAAUUGGGAAUUAAAAUUGGGAUAGGGAUGGAAUGUGAAUUGAAAUUACCCAUAGUGUUAAUGAAAAUGGAUGUGAUUGAUUUAGACUGUAUUAGACUGUAUAUUAGACUGGAUUAGAAUGGAUUAAAAACGAAAUGGACUAACACCACAUGCAUCUCCCUCACAUUAUUAAUUGAAUUAUAUAAUUAAGGUAGUAAAUAAUUACUCUCCCAAUAUGGACAAUAACGUAUGUAUGAUAUAAUGUUCUAUUCUAUUCCAAAUGCACACACAGGGUGGCUGGGCCUUGCUCCAGAACUGCCACCUGGGACUGGACUUCAUGGAUGCCUGUGGAUUACUACAGAGGUCCACAAACACUUCCCCAUCACACUGCUGCAGAUGUCCAUCAAGUUCACUAAUGAGCCUCCCCAGGGACUGAAGGCAGGGCUGAAGAGGACUUAUGGAGGUGGGUCACACCACAGUUCACACAUACAUAUGCAUGUGUACGCACUUAAACCACAACCCUAAACCACAACCCUUAACCCUUAACCUAGCUUCAUGUCCAAAUCCUGGUUCAACCCUAGCCUCAACCACAACCCUAAUCCUAACCCUAGCAUCAUGUCCACAUCCCAGUUCAUCUCUAACCCUAGAUUCACGUCCAUAUCCCGGUUCAACCUUAGCCUCAGCCACAACCCUAAUCCUAACCCUAGCUUCAUUUCCACAUCCCAGUUCAACCCUAGCCUCAACCACAACGCCAACCCUAACCUUAGCAUCAUGUCCACAUCCCGGUUCAAUCCUAAACCUAGCCUCAACCACAACGCUAACCCUAACCCACCAUUGUUUGUUGCCCCAGGCAUUAACCAGGACCUGCUGGAUGUCAGUAACAUGGUCCAGUGGAGGCCCAUGCUGUAUGGGGUGGUGUUCCUCCAUUCUACAGUCCAGGAGAGGCGUAAAUACGGCCCCCUGGGCUGGAACAUCCCCUACGAGUUCAACCAGGCUGACUUCAACGCCACCGUGCAGUUUGUCCAGAACCACCUGGACGACAUGGACAUCAAGAAGGUAGGUGCAGAGAUGAGAAGCUUCUGCUGUAACUAAGUAAAGCUCUAUCUUCACUUCUCUUUACUGUUAGUACUACUAACUGUCUUCCUAUGUAAGAUAUGCUUGUUCCUGUGUUGAUGGUAGUCUGAUGUCUCCCCAGGGUGUAUCCUGGAAUACAGUGCGCUACAUGAUCGGGGAGAUCCAAUAUGGCGGUAGGGUGACAGACGACUAUGACAAGCGUCUGCUCAACACCUUUGCCAAGGUCUGGUUCAGUGAAAACAUGUUUGGACCUGACUUCUAUUUCUACAAAGGCUACAGCAUUCCCAAGUGUAGCAACGUGGACCAAUAUCUGACAUACAUUCAGGUCAGUCAAUUUUUCACACUCAAAGUCUCUCCUGCAGUUUAAAGUGCUGUGUAACUUGAUUGAAUGAAUGUAGUCAGACUGCAUGAAGAUGUGUACAGUAUAUGUUAUGUGAUGCAUUGAGGCAUUUGGUAACACUUCCUAUGAAUACCUUGUUCAUAAUGCAUUAUAGGCACUUAUAACACCUUAUGAGAUAUCCACAAUGUAUUACACAGUUUACUGUAGUUUGGUAAUGCACAGACAUGCGGACUCUGAUCUGAUGUAUUUUCCCCUGCAGGGCCUACCGGCUUACGACACUCCAGAGGUGUUUGGCCUGCACCCCAAUGCUGACAUAACGUACCAGAGCAAGCUGGUCAAAGAUGUCCUGGACACCAUCCUGUCCAUCCAGCCUAAGGACAGUUCCAGUGGCGGAGGUGAGACCAGGGAGGCCAUUGUGGCCAGGCUGGCUGACGACAUGCUGGAGAAACUACCUCCAGACUACAUACCGUUUGAAGUGAGUAGGACUGGUCUGGAGUUAGCUAACACUACUGGAAAUAAUCACACAUGAUUAAUGAAGUGCUGGCCAUUAAAAAUAGGAUUUCCCAUAAUAACUUGCUGCAACAAGGUAGAUCGUUGAAAAACUCUCACAGGGUGACGCCAAGUCAUCUAACAAUAUCCCAUGCAAUGAAAUUAAUUUCUGAAAUAUGCCCCAUAGUGCAGUGACAUGCACUUUGAAGUUAAUGUUUUUACUGCAACGCAGGUUUACUUUUUAAUGUUCAGAACUGUGGUAUGCAUUUGCAUUCCAAUAUGUUAAGAAUCAAAUAAAAUAAACGUUUAUUUAAAGUGUAAUUUCACAAGAACGUGUUUUCAAUAUAUCCAGGUGAAAGAGAGGCUACAGAAGAUGGGUCUGCUCCAGCCCAUGAACAUCUUCCUGCGUCAGGAGAUAGUCCGCAUGCAGAGGGUCAUCGUGCUGGUCAGGAACACGCUGACCGACCUCAAACUGGCCAUCGACGGGACCAUCAUCAUGAGUGAGAACCUACGGGACGCGUUGGACUGCAUGUAUGACGCACGCAUCCCCUCACGUUGGAAGAAGGUACGUUUAUUACUGGCUCUGGGUACACAUUUAUUACGUUUUCUAUGCAUGUAUUCCAUGUUCUAUUUUCUACGUUCUAUUCCUGUGUUCUAGGCGUCAUGGGCCUCAAGCACUCUAGGGUUCUGGUUUACUGAGUUGCUGGAUAGGAACCGUCAGUUCCAGGCGUGGAUCUUUGAAGGACGGCCCAACUGUUUCUGGAUGACAGGCUUCUUCAACCCACAGGGCUUCCUGACCGCCAUGAGACAGGUACAGACGGCACAUUCAAACAUUCUAAUGCAAUCACAAUUGAACAUACUUACUGACUUGGCUAGGUCACUGAGGUUAUAUGUAGAGGUUGCACACACUACACAGUCAUAGUUGAUCAUGAAGCUACAAAGACAAAGCCAGUCUAUGUAACUCGGUUUUUGUGUGUGUAGGAGAUCACUCGUGCAAACAAGGGUUGGGCCCUAGACCGUAUGGUGCUGUGCAACGAGGUGACCAAGUGGAUGAAGGAUGACAUCACCCAGCCGCCCUCUGAGGGGGUGUAUGUGUACGGCCUCUAUCUGGAGGGGGCCGGCUGGGACAGGAGGAACUGCAAACUCAUCGACUCCAAACCCAAAGUGUUGUUUGAGAUGAUGCCUGUAGUCAGGAUGUAUGCUGAAAACAAUGGUGAGUGCUGUAGUCAGUAGUUACUGUAACUUCCUGGAGCCUCAUAGAACAGUAUCUCAUUCAACUGCACCUGGUUUUCAUCUAUACAUGAUAUGUUGAAUCUGUCAGCGGAAAUUAUAUAACUUUUAGGUAAAUAAUGUGGUCUUCAAUGGUUACAGUACGUCAGACCUACUGUAUGGACAACAUACAGUGAAAAAUAAACGUACAUGUUAACAUCAUGUAUACGUAAUGGAUGUUUAUCAUUGCUGUGGUCAUUUCAGGAGUCAAGGAUGCCCGGUUAUACUCCUGUCCCAUAUAUAAGAAGCCUGUAAGGAUGGACCUGAAUUACAUUGCUGCUGUGGAACUGAGGACUGCUCCACCGCCUGAGUACUGGAUACUACGUGGUGUGGCACUCCUGUGUGAAGUCAAAUAA